Messenger RNA from Podarcis lilfordi (Lilford's wall lizard), 46972 nucleotides. The record is from the annotation of a GenBank genome assembly. NCBI's taxonomy places the organism in Eukaryota, Metazoa, Chordata, Lepidosauria, Squamata, Lacertidae.
AGAACUAGGGCUCGUGCGAGGCAGAAGGGAUCCCGCGGCCAUUUUGAGCCGCGGCGGCUUGGGGCUUUUCUUCCGACGAUGGGGCUGGGCUGGGCCCCUCCAGUAAGGCCGGCCCUUUUCCUGUUCGGCUUGGCGCUUUUGGCGAGGCCGGCCGGCGCCUAUAAGCUGAACACGCCGAAGGUGCUGCUGCCCUUCAGCCGGGACAAGCGCGUCCCCUUCGUGCUGGGCGCUGAGGGCGGUUGCUACUCCUGGUGAGGGGCGGGACCCUGCGAGAGGGGCGGGGCUUAGGCGGAGAAAACGCGAGUGUAGCGGUGACGUCAUGGUGGGCGUGGCCAGGGGAACAGGUUCAACAUUUUCAUUAAUACCAGAAGUGCUUGUUGGCCGUUUGCAGUCUAAUAGCCUGACCUCCUCGCAGUUGCUUUGAAGAUAAAAUGCUCCGUGUUGGGGUAGGCAGGGGAGAAGGGGAACCAUGCUAAGCCGCUUCAAGAUCCAGAAAAAUAGGAAUGUACUUGCAGUGUUUUAUUUACCUCCUGCCUUUUUCCCCACAAGGAGUUCUAUGAGGUUAAUCUAGGUAAAAGGUAAAGGGGCCCCUGACCAUUAGGUCCAGUCGUGGCCGACUCUGGGGUUGUGGCGCUCAUCUCACUUUAUUGGCUGAGGGAGCUGGCGUACAGCUUCCAGGUCAUGUGGCCAGCAUGACUAAGCCGCUUCUGGCGAACCAGAGCAGCGCACAGAAACGCCGUUUACCUUCCCACUGGAGCGGUACCUAUUUAUCUACUUGCACUUUGACGUGCUUUCGAACUGCUGGCUUGGCAGGAGCAGGGACCAAGCAACAGGAGCUCACCCCGUUGCGGGGAUUCGAACUGCCGACCUUCUGAUCGGCAAGUCCUAGGCUCUGUGGUUUAGACCACAGCGCCACCUGCGUCCCUUGAGGUUAAUCUAAGCCUCGAUUAUUGCUCAUUGAAAACUCUCCAUUUUAUCCUCCCAACAACCCUGCGAGGUAGGUUAAGCCGAAAGAGGUAUCGACACCUAGUCAGCUUCAUGGCUGAGUGGGGUGAUUUGAACCCAGGUCUCUUAGCUCCUAGUUCAACACACUAACUACUGCACCACCAAUGGCUCUCCUUCCCAUGCACCUCAUGCUGUAGCAAAUGGCAGUGACAUGAAAACAUAGAACUGAUGAGCAAAUGAUAAAUAGUGAGAUUGAUAUAUUUGCCUUCCCUCAAAAGCACUCAAAUCAAUGUAUCAUUUAAAAAAACAAAUGCUUACAAAAGACACCAUCCAAAAAAUGAGAGGAGGGAGAGGGAGCUGAGCAAAUUUGGGUACUAGUUCUUACGUAACUGCUCAAAGGACCUGGUGGAAUUACUGCUGAUGGAAACGAAGGGGAGGAGCCAAGUGGCAGGUGAUCCUUGCCACCAAGAAGAUGGAGGGUUCCUUGCUGCCUCAGUUCCACAUUUGCAUCUCUCUGCUCUUCCUUGAGAGAGGGGCACAGGAGAGUGCAAGCCUUGUCUCAUCUGCUCUGCAGGUACUCCACACGCCAUGACACAGUCACCAUUGAUCCAAUGUACGAGAAUGGGACGGCUUGCUCUCAGAAAGCUUUGCUGACCACCUGCUCUACACAGGCCACAAAGCUGGCCAGCGUUAUUUUAGCAGAGGAGACAGGUAGGUGAGCUAAAGAAGGGGAAUUCUGAAACAGAUUUGUUUCUAUAGGGAUAGGGGUCUAGGGUGCCAUUCAAACCUGGGGAAUGAAGAACCCCAAACGCUGAGCAUGUGCAGAGUGUGCCUUCCCUUUAUCACUGAAUGAGCAAUUUGGGGGCUCAGAAAAGUUUCCCAGACAAGCAGGGAUUGUCCACAUCCACCCUUAUUCUUCCCCUGUUAUGAGACACAGAUACAGGAUUACAUGUGGUGGGUGGGCGACACCCACUUUUGUUCCUCCUCCCAGUGACAGGUCAUCUGCUGCGUUGUGAUGUCAUUGUGGAUCUGAUAGACCAUGUUGAGAUCAUCUCCCGAACUCGAGAGAUCUAUGUGGAAGACUCCCCACUCGAGCUGAGUGUGAGAGCUCUGGAUGCUGAAGGUAAUCUUACCGGGGGUAGCCUGUGACACUCGGAGCACCUGCUGGAAAGAUAUCUGUAUGCUCUGCAUUUGCAAACCUCUUAAAAUAUUGUAACCAAAUUUUGGACACCGUUUUGAAUCAAGACUGCAAACUGCACCUUUCAAAACUGCACUGAUUUUUUGUUUCGUUUUUUAGAAUUUACAAGCAAUGCUGGGUAUGAGGCAGCCAGUCACUUAUAAGCCCAGUUCUUCAUAUCACUCUGUCUACAUUAUUGUUAUUAUUCUUAAUUACUUUUCUCUCUGGGGUUGAUACACCCUUUUGACCUGCUAGUGGGACUCUGUUUUCUCCCUUUUGACAUGACAAGAUAGGUCACAGUGCUCUGUUAACUAUUUAUGGUGUACGCCUAAAGUUAGCAAGGAGGUGGCCUAUUUUAUCCACAACAACAUAAUUUGCAUUCUUCUCUGUAUUUCAACUGAUGCUUCUGCUCAUCUUCACACUCACGUAGUUUUGGAACAAGACCUGUUAGCAUCUUCCUCUCUGUUGCCAGCAAGGAUCUCAAGGUGAGAUAGCUUUGGAGCAAAAGCCAGAUCAGGACUAUAGCAUGGUCAGAGGGUUCAAGCCCUCGCCCCUCAUUCUGUGGUCCUGAUCCUCCCUCCCCACCCCCGUGUGACUUAAAAACAAAAAACCAGUCAUACAAAGCUAAGCUACAUGACAGACAUCAUCACAUCGCAUCUCCUUUGGCCCUGAGCCUGGGCUCGUUUUUGGAUCCUGCCUGCAGGGAACACGUUCAGCAGCUUGGAGGGGUUGGAAUUUGAGUGGAGCAUCGCCAAGGACGAUGAGUUGGAAAACGUGGAGCUCUCGAGCAAAAUUAGGUAAGAUGAAACCCCAAGUGGCCAAGUGUGAUUAAUAAAAUCCUAAACGACACGGGAGGUUACGUGUGUGCUCCACUGGGUAGACUGCUGAAGUUGAUAGAUUUCAUUCUAUUGCAUCCUUGCUUUGAACUCAUUACUUCCGUCUAAGGAGAGGUGCUCACUGUUGUUAAGUCCUCAGAUGCAUAAAUGUGAGAGUCCCAUAUAGCUCAUGUCCCCUUCCCUAUCUCCUGUAAGAGGGGCAUCUAACCUGUUGCUAGAUUCCAGUGGCCGCCACCACCACCACUCGUCCACUGGCCAUGCUGGCUGGGGCUGAUGGGUUUGGGGGGUCUUAACAGCGGCUGCAGGUUUUUCACCCACCCUAUACAUUUCACCCUGCUUGUUUAUUUACUCUUAAAGCAGUGACAGACCUUUGUUCUCUCAGUAAAAGCCCAGUUUGGUUUCUUUAGGAUUUUAAAAUACUCUGAGGCAGAAUAUUCUCCACCCGACUACGUAGUUGAGAUGGAAAGAGAGGAGAAACAAGGAGAUAGGAUUCUGGUGUCAGGGAUCAAAACGGGCGCAGCUGUCGUAAAGGUCCGAAUACAGGAGCCUGUUUACAAGGUGAGUACUCACUCUGCCCUCCCAGAGGGAUCCCAGCAGUGCAAGGCAAGGUCAGGGCCUACCAAAGCUAUAGAGGUGACAUCCACACCAUACAUUCAGAGUGCUCUUUGCCACUUUAACAGUCAUGGCUUCCCCCAAAGAAUCUGGGAAACUGUCAUUUGUUAAAUAGAGCUAUUAGGAGAUCAUUCGCUGAGCUACGGUUCCCAGAGUGGUUUAACAAUCUGGGAACUCUGGAAAUAGCAGCUCUGUAAGAGGAGCAGAGGUCCUGCUAACAACUGCCAUCAUCCUUUGCAAACCAAUUCCUGGGGGAAUUGCAGUGGGGUUGGACUAGAUGACCCUUCGAGUCCUUUCCAACUCAUUCUGUGAUUUUAAGAGUGCUUUAAAUGUAUGGAAUGGAGGUGACAGGCGGCAGUUUUAAACGAGCAGAAAGUCAUCUGGUGGAGCCAUCGUCGCUCCUGCACCCUGUGGAGAUUAAACCAAAGCAACUAUCUUGAAUGCCAACCAGGAGGGGGCAUAGAAUGCGAUGGAAUCACUCAGUCCUUUUUUAGUUUUGAAAGAGUCUUACAAGUAAAACGACUGCAAAGCAUAAUAUAUAUUUCUUUAUGUCUACAUUUCUCUCUGCGUGCCUCUGGUGGUGCUUUCUCAAUGUUCCAGAAAGUUGCUGCUGCCCUGGUGCGCCUGCUGGUUUUGGAGAACAUAUUCUUAAUCCCUUCCUAUGAUGUCUACCUGCUGGUCGGAGCCUACAUUAAGUACAAAGUUGGCAAAAUAGUUCAGGGAAAGAUCACAGGUACAUUCCUAAUCUUCUGGGUGACUCUAUGCAUAAUUUAGUCUCCUGGCUGCGAAAUCCUACACGUGCUUACCAGUGUCAGAAACUCUCACUAUUCUAGGCACAUUUUUGACAGGGAAUUCAUUAGCGCGAGCAGUUUCUGAGCUCUGAGUGCAGUACUGAGCCUAAGAUUUCAGAUUAAAAAGGCAGAGUGGAAGGAAAGGAGGACCUUUUUCUGCCUCCUCACUUCCAGCUACUCUCGGAAGACUGGAGAAGAAUAUUAGGGGGGUGAGCAGGGGCAGGACUAGACCAUGUGAAAAAUGAACAUAAUAUUUUAGCUGCAGUUCAUUCAUUUUCAGCUUUGCAUUCUUGUUAUAAAAAUAGCACGCCUAGGCAUUCCGUUGUUGCACUAAUAAUAAUAAUAAUAAUAAUAAUAAUAAUAAUAAUUUAUUAUUUAUACCCCGCCCAUCUGGCUGAGUUUCCCCAACCACUCUGGGUGGCUCCCAAUCAAGUGUUAAAAACAGUACAGCAUUAAAUAUUAAAAACUUCCCUGAACAGGGCUGCCUUCAGGUGUCUUUUAAAGAUAGGGAGGGUGUUCCACAGGGUGAGCGCCACUACCGAGAAGGCCCUCUGCCUGGUUCCCUGUAACUUCGCUUCUCGCAGCGAGGGAACCGCCAGAAGGCCCUCGGUGCUGGAUCUCAGUGUUUGGGCUGAACGAUAGGGGUGGAGACACUCCUUCAGGUAUACUGGACCGAGGCCAUUUAGAGCUUUGAAGGUCAGCACCAACACUUUGAAUUGUGCUCGGAAACGUACUGGGAGCCAAUGCAGAUCUCUCAGGACCGGUGUUAUAUGGUCCCGGGCGGCCACUCCCAGUCACCAGUCUAGCUGCCGCAUUCUGGAUUAAUUGCAGUUUCCGGGUCACCUUCAAAGGUAGCCCCACGUAGAGCGUAUUGCAGUAGUCCAAGCGGGAGAUAACUAGAGCAUGCACCACUCUGGCGAGACAUAACCUAGGUUUAAGGUGCCAUUUAGCUCCUAGCUUUCACACCUCAGUUUCUAACACUGAUGCUUACUCAGAAGUGAGCCCCACAGUGUUCGGUGAAGCUCAAUCACUAGUAAGGGUGGUUUGGUUGAAGGAUACGUACCAGUGGUGGCAGAUCUGCCAUCCUCCAGACUUUAUUGGACUACAGCUCCUACAUCUAACUAUUAGUUUUGGCCUAUAAUGCUUUUCCCAGCUUCAGUGCUUUUAUUGAGUUGGAAAAUUGAAUCAUACUUACUAUGAAUAGCACUGAAGCCAAAGGCAAUACUUGAUCACUGCCCUGACAUCCCUGCUGGGUUGGGGUGGGAGAGGGAGGCUGUGUAAAGAACACACCUGAGCGCAGCAGCUAUGGCUGGGAAUAACUGACUGAGCUUGGCCGGCCCUUUAUCUCCACAGAGGUGCAAUUGCCUCUUGAGCACUAUGAGCUGGAGCUACAAGAUGCAGUGAAGGCACCUAACGCUUCUGGCCUCCCCGUGGCCAAACUGGAUGCAAAGACAGCUACCAUCACCGCCAUUCAGCUGGGACAGGUUAACCUGGUCUUAGUCCAUAAAAGUAUCCUUAAAGAACUUAGACCGGGCUGCAGCUAGCUGUUUCUUUUCUUUUAAUUUAUCAUUUUCCAGUUUUGCAACAAUCAAACAAAUUAUUUAACGAAACAAAAAAUGCACAUCAGAUUCACUGCCCCUCCCCCCCAUCUGUGGUUCCUUUCAUUUUAUCUUUACUACUGCAUAUCUAAAUUAAUUCCUUUAUUGUUUAUUCCUCUAAAAAAAAAUCCUUUAUUUGCCUUUACUUCUCGUUCUAUAUAACCCCGCUAUUGUUUUAAGUUGCUUAGAAUAAUUUCUCAAAUGUUCAACAAACUUUCCCCAGUCUUUGUUAAAGGUUCUUUCUUCCUGGUUCUUUAUUCUUCUGUAAGUUUACCCAUCUCAGACUGCUCCCAUCAGUUUUAUCUGCCAGUCCUCCUUGGUUGGAUCUGCUUCUUCUUUCCAUUUCUGUGCAUAAAUCAUCUGGGCAGCCGUUGUUGCAAACACAAAUAUCCCCCCCCCCCCGCCCCAGUCUUUGGGUAUCUCCUGACCUAUUAUUCCUAAGCAACUAGCUGUUUCGGUCUUCCCUGACGCAUGACCCCUGAAAUCCUGAGGCAUCCCUGAAUAGCUUCCAGGAGGCUAAGCACACCCACUUUUCAUUGUUGCACAAGGGCUCAUGCACUAGCAGGGUGUGUGUGUGUUAAAUGUUGUGCAACAGAGGAAUCCCAACACAACAGCUGCACCAGCAGAAACUCAUCGUGCAAGAAUUCUAGGAGCUAUAGUUCGUUGAGUGUGCUAAGAGUUGUUAGGAGAUCCCCCCCUCCCCUUAUUCCUCCCACAGAGCUAUAAUUCUCCAAGUUCCCUGUGAAAGAGGGAUUGAGUGUUAAACCACUUGGGGAAUUGUAGCUCUGUGACGGGAAUAGAGGCCUCCUAACAACUCUCAGCUGCCCUAAUAAAUGACAACUCCCAGAAUUUUUGGGAGAAGCCGCCAUGACUGUCAAAAGUAGUAUCAUGGGGCUUUAAAUGCACGGUGUGAAUGUGACCAGCGUUGUCGGCAACCUGCUAAUACAUUCUCUCGCGCAACAGUGUGGUGCAGUGGUUAAGAGCGGUGGACUCGUAAUCUGGUGAACUGGGUUCGUGUCUCCGCUCCUCCACAUGCAGCUGCUGGGUGACCUUGGGCCAGUCACACUUCUCUGAAGUCUCUCAGCCCCACUCACCUCACAGAGUGUUUGUUGUGGGGGAGGAAGGGAAAGGAGAAUGUUAGCCGCUUUGAGACUCCUUCGGGUAGUGAUAAAGCGGGAUAUCAAAUCCAAACAAUAUUCUACUGGGGCAAAACAUUUCACCAGCAGAACAAGCAUACCGCUAAGUGGUUUCAGUGUAGUGCCAUAUCGGAUCCAACCCCGUGUUUAAUGUGAAACAACCUCUGCCCCUUUCAUCCUUCUCCUCCUCUCAAUUUACAAUGAGACUGAAUUCCUUACUGAAGAGAUUAAGACAUCCACAUGCGAGCCUCCUCUGGACUUCCCAACUGCAGCAUAUACGUUGUGGAGCCUGGAUAUUUAGGUAAACGGUCCCUCCCACAUCUCCAUGCAGAGUUUUGACUAUAUAUGCACUUGGGCUUUUUCCUAAGGAAGAGGGUGAUGUAGGUGACAGUGGUGAUGUGCAUCUGGCCUCACCUCCAAAACUGAACAAACCAUAAUUCCCAGGAUGUGCUUUAAAGGUAUGGUUGCUGUGCAGCCUGUAACUCCCUUUGCAGCCAUCCUGUUGGGGAAUUUAUCUCCUGUACCUUUUCUGGUCAGCAUGGAGCUGGAUUCUAUCACUCUGGGGAGGGAGGGAACCUAGAAGAGGUCCUGCCUCAGUGGCAGUGAAGGCUGGUGCCCGUUGCCACUGGUAGGACUCGAGGCAGAGACCUAUAAUAGGUGGAGACAGAGCAAAUGAUAGGUGAAGCCAACUAGCCUCUUGUUUUGCUCCCAUCAUCCUCUUCCCUGCUGAAAAGGGAAGGGCAAAUUGAGGCUAAGGGGGAAGAGGAAGUCAACCCCCUGGGCUAGUCGUAAGAAAGACGACUGAGUUGUCUAAGGUUGAGGUUCUCAGGAAGAGAAGGCCAACAAGGGAGCCAAGUAUGGGCAAUGUCCAGUGAACACGAUGCCGGGUCCCCCAGCUGCUAAAUGUGAAACUUAGGAUCAUGCAGUAUGUGUUUCCUUUGCCUCAUCUUACAGAAAUGCUUUUCGUUUGGCUUCCGUUGUGCAACUGAUUGCAGGUUUCACUGUCCAGCCCGGCAACAGGUGGAUCCUAGAAGUUAAGCGAGAGUAUACCAUCACAGUCGAAGUGUAUGACAAAUCGAGCACCAAGAUCUACCCGUCCGAUGUGAGUAGGUGUCAGCUUGGGAAAGAAGCUCAAAGAUCUCUCCCAAAUGCCAGCAUUAACUUGCAAUGAGAUCCUGUGCAUGUUAUGUCUGAAAUCACACCUACCCCAAAUUCCAGAGUAAAUGUUCAUAGGAUUGCAGCCUUAAAGUGUCAUCCAAUAUAGACAUAUUUGGGGUAAAGGUAAAGGGACCCCUGACCAUUAGGUCCAGUCGUGGCCAACUCUGGGGUUGCGGCGCUCAUCUUGCUUUAUUGGCCGAGGGAGCCGGUGUACAGCUUCUGGGUCAUGUGGCCAGCAUGGCGAACCAGAGCAGCGCACGGAAACGCCGUUUACCUUCCCGCCGGAGCGGCACCUAUUUAUCUACUUGCACUUUGACAUGCUUUCGAGCUGCUAGGUUGGCAGGAGCAGGGACUGAACAAUGGGAGCUCACCCCGUCACGGGGAUUCGAACCGCCGACCUUCUGAUCGGCAAGUCCUAGGCUCUGUGGUUUAGACCACAGCGCCACCCACGUCCCAUAUAUAAGCCCCACGAAAUUCAGUGGGACUUAAUUCUGAGGAACACACAUAGGACUGAGGGGUUUCGUGGCACAUAGUGAAACUAUGGAACUCACUGAGUUUCUGUGCGUUUCUGAGCACAAUUCAAAGUGUUGCUGCUGACCUUUGAAGCCCUAAACAGCCUCAGCCCAGUAUACCUGAAGGAGCGUCUCCACCCCCAUCGUUCAGCCCGGACACUGAGGUCCAGCGCCGAGGGCCUUCUGGCAUUUCCCUCGCUGUGAGAAGUGAGGUUACAGGGAACCAAGCAGAGGGCCUUCUCGGUAGUGGCGCCUGCCCUGUGGAACACCCUCCCAGCAGAUGUCAAGGCAAUAAGCAACUAUUUUACUUUUAAAAGUCAACUGAGGGCGGCCCUGUUUAGGGAAGUUUUUAAUAUUUGGUGCUGUAUUGUUUUUAAUAUUUGGUUGGAAGCCGCCCAGAGUGGCUGGGGAAAGCCAGCCAGAUGGGCGGGGUAUAAAUAAUAAUAAUAAUAAUAAUAAUAAUAAUAAUUAUUAUUAUUAUUAUUUAUUAUGUCCACCGAGCUAGAUGUCUUUAAAAGAGGAUUAGAGAAAUUCAUGGAGGACAAGGCUGUCAAUGGGUGCUUGGCCAGUGUGGUGUAGUGGUUAAGAGCGGUAAUCUUGUAAUCUGGGGAACCGGGUUCGAUUCCCUGCUCCUCCACAUGCAGCUGCUGGGUGACCUUGGGCCAGUCACACUUCUUUGAAGUCUCUCAGCCCCACUCACCUCCCAGAGUGUUUGUUGUGGGGGAGGAAGGGAAAGGAGAGUGUUAGCCGCUUUGAGACUCCUUCGGGUAGUGAUAAAGCGGGAUAUCAAAUUCAAACUCUUCUUCUUGGCAUGAUGGCUGUGCCGUGCCUCUGCAGUCAGGGGGAUUAAUGCUUCUGAAUCCCAGUUGCUAAAAACUGCAAGAGCGAAGAGAAUGCUUUUGUGGCCAGUCCUGCUUGUGGAGUUCACACUGAGGCAUCUGGUUGGCCACUGUGAGAACAGGAUGUUGGAUUAGAUGGGCCACUGGCCUGUCUGUUGGGUCUACAAAAAACAACAAGAGUCUUUAAAAAUUGGAUGCAGGCACUGAAGAAUUUGAAAACACCUUCCAGCCUCGUAGGUUUCCUUGGAGUCAACUCCGAGGACACAAUGAUUCUGUCGAUCUGUGACCUUUUCGCUGUGCUUCUGAUAAAGUGUUUGAUAUCACACUGUCCCUCCUUCUGACAACAUUUCCCCCCACCCCUUGAUUUCCAGAAUCUUCGAAUAACUCACCAGUUCCCCCAAGAAUACUUUCAAGAGUUUAUAUCUUCAGUGAACGGCUCCUACCAUGUAGUUCGGGUUUUGAAGGAUGGCGUCACCGUCAUUGAAGCCGCGCUGGUGUCUGUUCUCCUCCAGGUAAAAGAAAAGCUCCUUUGUCGUAGUAGCAUAUGGAUAUUCUCUGGCCUGGAUUUAUGGGUUUGCAAUAAUAUAAUAAUAGUAGGUCUCAACAUUGGAUGCUGGCUAGGAAUUUGAGAUAUUUUGCUAGCCCUGCAGGCUUCAAUAUUUAUUCCUUGUUAUGUACAUCUUUUUGGUUUUUUUUAAGACUGAAAAUUCAGAUCAAUCAUUCCUCCCUUUCCUUCAGAGUGGUUCAGAAGAUUUAUUAAAGCCGCCCAUCAGCCACAAGCAGGAAGUGAAGAUUUACCUUCCCAUCACUCUGACGCCCUCCUUCUUGGCAUUCCCACACCACCCACUGGACGUCUUGUACCGGUACAGAGUUCAGGUGAAGUUGACCAAGACCUGGAGAGAUAAAUCCCCUAGAAUGCCCUUUAUUCAUUUCUCAGUGCAGUACAAAUGUUUGCAACCAUCUGCCACAGGAAAUAUGGCACCCAUUCCCUCCACCAUUUUGACCUACUUAUGCCUUCGGAGCUUCCAGCGACAAAACCCUAAAGCGAUGGGUUGUGUAUGACAACAGAGCUUCCCUUUGCUCUCCUCCCGAGCAUCUAGCACAACACAGAAGGGUUGUUAAGAGCUAAAUGAAACAUGAUCAUUUUGAUCCCUCAUAUCAGCUGCGUAAACAGAAGUGAAGUCACUGUCAGAUUUUCAGCCACUCACGCUUACUUAUGGAGAAGCUGUGUCAUGGAUAGUUUGAAGCCUUGUUGAUGCACUUAAUGAUUUGGUUAUCUGACAGUCUCGCUGCUCAGUUUUCCUUCUUAUCUGUGGCUGAGUACACUACAAGGUUUUUUUAAGACAGCCCUCUAUCAAAAUUGUAUCUUAACCUUUAUUUCACACAAAGGAGAGUGAACCUUCCCAGCUCUCACCUAGGAACUUCCCCCUCUUCCCCCAGUUUCCCACCCUGGGAGAUCCCACCCACGGAGUUUUCCUUUCAAUUUUUUCCCUAAUGAUCCAUAGCAUGGAAUUUGCCUGUUUCAAGGCAGCUGGGUCGACGUCUUCAUUGAGCUAUCCAUUACAACCCCAAGGUCUUGUUCCUGUUCGCUCACUUCCAGUUCAGACCCCAUGAGCGUAUAUGUGAAAUUCACAGUUGGGUACCUGCAGCAGAGAUCAUAGAAAUUUUGCCUGAAAGCCAUCUAGCUUUGGCAGGUCCCCUUGCUUUGAACUCAUUACUUCCGUCUAAGGAAAGUUGCUCACUGUUGUUAAGUCCUCAGAUGCAUAAACUAAACAUAAGCAAGAGUCCCAUAUAGCUCAUGUCCUCUUCCCUAUCUCCUGUAAGAGGGGCAUCUAACCUGUUGCUAGAUUCCAGUGGCUGCUGCCACCACCCGUGGCACCCGUGUAUUGCUUUGUAACGAUUUGUUGGGUCUCUGGACCAUAAUAAAGAUUGUUGUAUAUGUGAAAUUCACGUAUUUUUGCCCCAACAUGCAUCACUUUACACUUGUUUACUUACAUUGAAUUGCAUUUGCCACUUUACCACCCAUUCACUUGGGUGGAGAGCUCCUUUUCAUCAAUGUCCUUUUAUUAUAAAAUAUUCUACCAAAAAAUUAAAAAUUGAACAGGCCACCCGGAAGCAACCCAUGAGAAUCUCUGCUAAUACCAAAUGGAAUAAAAGUGUUAGCCUCUCUGUCUACAAGAGGAGGCUGGUGGAAAAACACCCUGCUGAAGAAGACCUACUGCAGAAAACAUAGAUGACCACCUGACCUCCCUAGCAGAAGGGACCUGAGGUUGGGUCUCCUCACUUGUUCAGGCCACUGCUACAUUGAGAUUUCUAUUCCUGCAGUCCCCUUUCAUUGGCCACGCGAGUCCAUGCUUGCAUUUUCACCAAGGGAGGCCACUGUUUCUGAUCCAGUGACACAUCCAACACCCAGGUGGAGAACAUCAUCAUCUUACUCUGUUCUGGGGGUGCAGGCUUAACUGUGCAUUUUGUAUCCCCCCCCCCCCGCUUCUGCUCUCCCACAGGUGGAGGGAGGCAGCGGCAACUUCACAUGGACCUCUUCCAAUCAGACAGUGGCCACCGUCACGGUGAAAGGGGUGGUCACAGCGGGGCUGGUUGAGGGCCAGACCGCCGUGCAGGCCAGAGAUGUGCAGAACCCUUUCCACUUUGGGGAAAUACAGGCAAGUCUUUCUGCGGCAUUGGCGCAAGUCGAAUUGCUUGCUGGGUCAAACCCCCACCCUACAGGCUUCAAACUCAGUCUGAAGAGAGGCCUUGGGGCGUUCUGAAUCCCUAGAGAGCUAAUUCUUCCCUCCUAGGUGCUCUUCAUUGUUGUUGUUUUUUAAUAACUUUUUAAUUCAAAAUUAAAACAAAACAUAUUAUCCAGAAACAUAUCGUCCUUAUUUCCCCCUCCCCAUUUUUCCUCCCUCCCUCCCCCCACCCUCCCACAGAACCCCACCCUCCGACUUCCCUCAGUUCCAGUCUUCGAUUUCUCUAAAAAUGCUGUUUUCUGCAUGUUACACAGUUGUAUAGAUCCUCAAACUAUUUAGCUGAUUAUUAUCAAUAAAAAGUUUGUGAGUGUUUAUUCAAAGCCAGCCAAGGAGUCCAGUUCGCUUUGUUGCGUCUUCAACUACUUUGUAAAGGGUUCCCAUUCAUCUUUAAAGUCACAGUUAUCCUUGUCCCGUAGCUUGUAUGUCAGUUUUGCCAGUUCUGCGUAGUCCAUCAAUUUUUCUUGCCAUGAUUCUUUAGUUGGGGUUUCUUCAGUCUUCCAUUCUUGUGCUAUUAAAACUCUGGCGGCCGUUGUCGCAUACAUGUGCUCUUUGACUCUUUCCCCCCUGCCCUCACUCAGGUGUAUGUGCUCAAGCUCUCAAAGAUGGAGUUCUUGCCAUUCCAUGCAGACACUGAGAUUGGGCAGACCUUGGAAGUCCCACUCAGGAUGUACCACGUUGAGAAAGAGACGGGGGAGACCAUCGCUUUCACGGACUGCUCGCUCUUACCCCUGGACGUUGGCAUGGAUAAGCAAGGAGUGUUCGCCCUGGAUGAAGCGGGUAAGAGGGCAGCUCUCUUCACUUGCUCCCUAACAUAAAUGGGUAGCUGGUCCUCUCCUGGCCUCCUGUUUUAGGCCUCAUCUUCACUAGGCGUUUAAAGCAGUACUGCGCCAUGUUAAACAGUCAUGGCUUCCCCCAAAGAAUCCUGGGAGCCUGUGCCAUCGUGUGGGUGGGGCCACAGGGGCAGUUGCCCUGGGCGCAAAAUUCUUAAGGGUGCAAAAUUUCUAAAGAAAAAGAAAGUAGUAAUGAAAUCCACUCUCGACUCCUAGUAUAUUUUACUGAAAUAUACUCGGAGUCGAGAGUGGAUUUCAUGCUCUUUCUUCAGCUCAUAGUGGUGAGGAGGAAAUGGAAGUUCCCCCAGCAUGUCUGCUUUAUAUACAUUAUUUACACAAUGGGCCCCACGUGAUUGGCUAAUUCCAAGAUUCUCCUGUAGGCCAAUCAGGUUGCGGAUUCACUUCCACCUGGAGCUGGAUUGGAUGGCUCCUGUGGGCCAAUCAGACUGCUGCAUUUUGGGUCCUAUUGUUCUAGGACCAAUCAGACUGCUGCAUUUUGGAUCCUAUUCAACUCAGUACAUAACACCUAAUAAUAAAUGAAAAAUAGCACACCCUCCCCUUCACAUAUAUCCCAAUGUUUGAAUGGGCAGACUGAGGAGCAGAUUCAGGGGAUGGCUGUUUGCUAGGGUGGCCUCCCCAUAGGCUUUAGAAGGACACCCGCUCUUGACCAAUGCCCCAUUGUGCUCUCCACCGUACUCCACAAUCACAGGGCACUGCAAUUGCCACUUGGGUGAGUUGCCGAGCUCCUUCGUUGCAGUUCUGGAGUUGGUUGACAGAUAAUCGCUCUUCCUGUGCUUGUAGAAAGAGCAGUUGUGCUCUUGUUUGUUAGGUAAGCAGAAAGCUGGGCCACAGUUCUGCUCCACCAUCCAUCUAGCAGCCAAGUCUCUAGGCCAUACACUGGUGACAGCCAGCGCCACCGUCUACGAGGAGUAUUUUGACACGAGUGCCACCUUUGCUGCUUAUGAACCGGUCAAGGUGAGGAGGCGCCAGCUCUAUGGCAGUAGUGGGCGGAGGGUGGUGCUGCAGUUCAUUUCUGUUCUCUCUCUUGAAUUCCUUUUGCGUUGUUGAGGGAAGGGCCACAGCUCAGGGGUAGAGCAUUUGCUUUGCUUGCAGAAGGUCCUAGAUUACGAUCCCCAGCAGCAGCAUCUCCAGGUUGGGCAGGGUCUCUCCCCUGCCUGAAACCAUGCAGAGCCACAGCCAGUCAGUGUGUAGACAAUACUGAGCUAAAUGGUUUCAUUCGGUAUAAAGACGUGGGGCUACGUGGGGCUACCUUUGAAGGUGACCCAGAAACUACAACUACAGUGGUGCCUCGCAAGACGAAAAUAAUCCGUUCUGCGAGUCUCUUCGUCUAGCGGUUUUUUUGUCUUGCGAAGCAACCCUAUUAGCGGCUUAACGGAUUAGCGCUAUUAGCGGUUUAGCGGUUUAGCGGCUAUUAAAGGCUUAUCGGCUUAGCGGAUUAGCUGCUAAAAGGCUAUUAAAGGCUUAGCGGCUUAGAUAAAGGGGGGGGGAGCGGAAAAAAAAUCUCAAGACUCGCAAGACAUUUUCGUCUUGCGAAGCAAGCCCAUAGGGAAAUUCAUCCUGCGAAGCAACUCAAAAACGGAAAACCCUUUCGUCUAGCGGGUUUUCCGUCUUGCGAGGCAUUCGUCUUGCGGGGCACCACUGUAAUCCAGAAUGCGGCAGCUAGACUGGUGACUGGGGGCGGCCGCCGAGACCACAUAACACCGGUCUUGAAAGACCUACAUUGGCUCCCAGUACGUUUCUGAGCACAAUUCAAAGUGUUGGUGUUGACCUUUAAAGCCCUAAACGGCUUCGGCCCAGUAGACCUGAAGGAGCGUCUCCACCCCCAUCGUUCUGCCCGGACACUCUGAAGUCCAGCUCUGAGGGCCUUCUGGCAGUUCCCUCAUUGCGAGAAGUAAAGCUACAGGGAACCAGGCAGAGGGCCUUCUCGGUAGUGGCGCCCGCCCUGUGGAACGCCCUCCCAUCAGAUGUCAAAGAGAUAAACAACUACCAGACAUUCAGAAGAUAUCUUCCCUGUGUUCAGGGAAGUUUUUAAUGUGUGACAUUUUAGUGUAUUUUUGAUCUCUGUGGAAGCCGCCCAGAGUGGCUGGGGAAACAAAUAAUUAUAAUUAUAAUUAUAAAACGGAGUCCUACAUUUUGAUAUUCUUUGUCUGCAACCUUGAUCUAUCAUCUUACUAGUUUCCCGGGAACUAGGGAUGUGAAUGGUGGUUAGAAAGCACAGACCUCCCUAUUGGAAGAAUUACAGGUGGGGAACCGGGGGUGGGCGGGUCCUUGGGUCAAUUCUUUGCAGGCCAAGGCAGUGUUAACCCCUUUAUAUAAUGACUAGGCUGUAAACCCCGUGGAGGUGGCUUUGGUGACCUGGCAUUCCGUGAAGGAGAUGGUGUUUGAGGGAGGGCCCAGCCCAUGGGUAUUGGAGCCAUCCCGCUUCUUCUUGGAGCUCAGAGUGGAGCAUAAGGACAAAGUCCACGUGGUGGAGGUUCGUUUGCCGGCCAAGAGGAAGCAAAACCAGUACAUUUAUCGGAUCACAUGCCUGGAGCUGGGGGAACAGGUAGGAGGAAGGUGUGUGCGUAUUCUCCCCCGCCCAAGACGUUAACAGGCAGCUAGAUUGGUGAUUGGGUGCGGCCACCAAGACCACAUAACACCGGUCUUGAAAGACCUACAUUGGCUCCCAGUACAUUUCCGAGCACAAUUCAAAGUGUUGGUGCUGACCUUUAAAUCCCUAAAGGGCCUCGGCCCAGUAUACCUGAAGGAGCGUCUCCACCCCCAUCAUUCCGCCCGGACACUGAGGUCCAGCACCGAGGGCCUUCUGGCGGUUCCCUCACUGCGAGAAGCCAAGUUGCAGGGAACCAGGCAGAGGGCCUUCUCGGUAGUGGCACCCGCCCUAUGGAAUGCCCUCCCACCAGAUGUCAAAGAGAACAACAACUACCAGACUUUUAGAAGACAUCUGAAGGCAGCCCUGUUUAGGGAAGCUUUUAAUGUUUGAUGUAUUACAGUAUUUUAAUAUUUUUUUGGAAGCCGCCCAGAGUGGCUGGGGAAGCCCAGCCAGAUGGGCGGGGUAUAAAUAAAUAAAUGAUGAUGAUGAUGAUGAUGAUGACGAUGAUGAUGAUGAAAUGUAAUGGCCGAUAAGGAAAGGCACAGCCUCCAUAGCGCUGGCGCAUCUUACAGAAAACGGCGCUAUGAUAGCUACAUCUGUGCUUGGCUUAUUCUCCCUUCUAGCUGUGUGCACCUUCCACAGUGAUGCCCCCUUUCCAGAUUCAGUAGUUAGGAGAUUUCAGCGUUUGGCUUUCUUAGUCUAAUGCUUUAAACUGACCCUGUCCAAAGGCUCUGGUUACAUCUAAACUUUAUGUUUGGCUACAUUUGCAAAGCCUGCUGGCUGACAACCACUCUUCCUUUGCUGCUUCCCCAAAGGUGUUUACGUUCCAGGUGGGCAAUCAUCCAGGUGUGCUAAACCCCAGCCCCGCUGUGGAGAUGGUGCAGGUGAGGUUCAUUUGUGCCCACCCUGCCAGCAUGGCCGUGACACCUGUGUAUAAGCUGGCAGCUGGCACUCCGCCUUGCCCUUUGCCUCAGCACCACAAGCAGCUGGUAAGUGUUCUCGGAAAAGCUAGAAGUGCCUCAAUGCGCUCCGUUUGUUUGGGAAUCUUGGGGAGAUGUUGGACGGUCUUUUUUUGGUUUUUAGCCAGAAAUUGGGCUCAUAAAGUUUGUAUAACUGCAAGGAAAGUCCUUGUAGGGAAGAUAGAUAGAUAGAUAGAUAGAUAGAUAGAUAGAUAGAUAGAUUUUAAAUAGUGCUUUUUCUGGGAGCACUCAAGGGUACGCAGUACCAGCACCACUUUUCCUAGAAGAAAAGCACUGGAUUUUAAUAUAUAUCUUUUAAAUACAGUUGUACCUUGGAUCUUGAACACCUUGCGACUCGAAUGUUUUGGCUCCUGAAUGCCGUAAACCCAGAAGUGAGUGUUCUGGUUUGCAAAUGUUUCUUGGAAGCCAGACGUCUAACACGGCUUCCGCGGCUUCUGAUUUGAGUGCAGGAAGCUUCUGCAGCCAAUCAGAAGCCGCGCCUUGGUUUUUGAACGUUUUCGGAAGUCAAACGGAGUUUCGGAACGGUUUCCGUUUGAGAAUCAAGGUACGACUGUAUAUUCAUAUUUUGUUGGGAGCCGCUCAGAGCGGCUGGGGCAACCCAGUCAGAUGGCGACAUAGAAUUAUUAUUAUUAUUAUUAUUAUUAUUAUUAUUAUUAUAUUUGUUGCCAGCCUUUGUUAUCAGGGUUUUAUCUUUCUUUAGUAGACCAAAGCUUUUAAAACAGAAUCAGUCCAACGGACCGAUCAGUUAAACAUGGUAUGUAAUCUUCCAAGGUGUCACCAUCGGUGCCUUUCAAGUUCUUCUGCCCUUGCUUUGCAGGGCUUCUGUGCUUUGGCACCGUAGAUCACAAAGAUGUGGUCCUUUCCCAGGUUCAUCUCGCACGCUGUUAAAUGCAGGCUGCCGCCGGUGUCUUUUGGGAUGCCUUGCAGGUCCCCGUGUCCAGUUUGAGGAACACCGUUUUGGAGCUAGCUCUCUUCGACCAGCACCGGCGGAAGUUUGAUAACUUCACCUCCCUAAUCCUGGAGUGGAUAUCGGCCAAUCAAAGCCUGGCUCACUUCGCUCUACCGAGGUCCAUGCAGAUGGUACCGAAGGAUGAUGGGACUGGACAGACCAGGCUCCACGGUACAACUCGGCGUUGCGCUUCAGCAGAGAAACCAGUGGCUACUAAUCAGAAUACCUAUGUUCUUCCUGCGCUCCCGGAAGCAGUAAUAUGCCUCCGAAAUAAUACCUGUUGCUGGGAAUUGCUCAUGGGGAGGGUGGUGGUGUCCUUGAAGUCCUGCUUGCGGGUUUCUCAUUGGGGUGUCUGGUUAGCGACUGUGAGAACUCAUGCUGGAUUAGAGGGGCCACUGCUUUGAUCUAGUAGGCUCUUCUUAUGUUCCCAGGCCCUUUAAUGAGGAGACCAUCCAAGCCCCUGUAGCUAGAACUGCCACAACCAGUGCUUUUUUAUUAUCUCAGUCCUGCUUCCGCCGCGCAAUUUGGAAACCACAGGAAAGGAGAAUUUCUGUUGUUCUCACACCUUGCUUGCGGGUUUCCCACCUGGACAUCUGGUUGGCUGCUGUGAGAACAGGAUGCCAGGUGUCAGGUUCUGGUGGUGGUUGCUCGUGAGUAACCAGGCAGGACUCCAACCUGUCUUUUACAGGUUUUAUUGGUGCAAACUAUUUAUAGUGCAGAACCACAAAGUUCAUGUCCGUCUUAGUCACUUGCAGAUUCCGGGAGUGACCCCUUCCGGUUUCUCCCCCAACAUAAGAACUUAGACACCCAAAAUCUCUGCCUCCCCUCCUUACGUUUCACCUCUCUGCAUAAGCUAGGUGACGGAAAUGGUGUGUCUGUUUCCUGGCCAGCCGGGCUAGGUGAGGCACUUAGGCUCUCAGUAGCAUCUUCAAGCCCUCCCCUUGCUUGGCUGCCCCCUUCCCCCUCUGCUCCACUGGAGGUGUGGCUUUCUCCACCGCUGGACAAGGAGUUGCUCCUCAGAAGCUCAGGAGGCUCUCUGUAUCCCCCUGCCUCCCUCCCCUGUUCCGAUGGCAGUCCCCUGACACCAGGCUAGAUGAGCCACUGGCCUGAGCCAGGAGGGCUUUGCUUACACCUUAAAAUGGGUUAUUAAUUAUUUUGUUUAUUGCACUUAGCGUCCCAAGCUUUUUCUCCAAGGAGCUCAAGGUGGCUUUGCAUGGUUUCCCCCCAUUGCUUUUCUUCUAGAAAAAAGGUGCUCACCGCGAAGUAGUAGUUAUUCCCCAAAACAACAAUCGUGUAGGGUAGGUUUGGCUGAGGGGCAGUGAGCUUCAUGGCCCAUUGGGGAUUUGAACCCUGGACUCUCAUGUCCCAAGCCAGCACUCUAACUUCUACAAUACACAGUAGCACUAUCUCAGCUGCAGAAGCAUCUGUCCUGCUACAGCUUACUGGGAUGAAGUGGGGAGGUUGGCAUGGUGCAAACGCAGGUGUGCUGGAUUGGCUCCAUGGGUGUGUUUGCACCAUGCUGGCCUCCCUGCCACUUCUCUCCUUUCCCUCACAGUAAGCAACAGCGUCCCAACUGCCAGGAUGUUAGUGUUGUUAUGAGCCAGCGUGGUGUAGUGGUUAAGAGCGGUGGACUCGUCAUCUGGUGAACCGGGUUCGCUUCCCCGCUCCUCCACAUGCAGCUGCUGGGUGACCUUGGGCCAGUCACACUUCUCUGAAGUCUCUCAGCCCCACUCACCUCACAGAGUGUUUGUUGUGGGGGAGGAAGGGAAAGGAGAUUGUUAGCCGCUUUGAGACUCCUUUGGGUAGUGAUAAAGCGGGAUAUCAAAUCCAAACUCUUCUUCUUCUUCUUGUGGCUACGCCCCACCUGGCAAGACCCCUUUUGCUCAUCCCUGUAAUUUUUUCAAAAAUAAAACUUACUGUAUCUCACGUGCAAGAAUGCAGUCUCCCUCACACCUCCCUUCCUAUGUAAGAAUGGCAAUUUUAAAAUACAUUUGUUUCAAUUUCUGUUUCCUUUUCUCUCCCUCCCUCCCUAUGUCUGUAUCUGUUUUGGUCCCAGGACACCAGCUCCUUGAGGUGCGGCAGAUCAAAGGGACGGUGUUGAUCUCCGUCAACUUUGUGAAAUAUUCCGAGAGAGGGAGCCCAAGAGUGAGCGGAGGGAAGGUUGCUCCAUGGAGAGGGUGUUGUUGUCCUCGGGUCCUUGCUUGGAGGUUUUUAAGCAGAGGUUGGGUGACCAUCUGCCCUGGAUGCUUUAGCAGAGAUUCCUGCACUGCAGGGAGGUUGAACUAGGAGACACUCAGGGUCCCUUCCAGCUCUACAAUUCUAUAAGCAUGGUAGACGUAUGUAAGAACUGCACUGGCUGCCUGUUUCCUACAAGGCCAAGUUCAGGGUGUUACUGAUACAGUGGAACCUCAGCUUUUGAACGUAAUCUGUUCCGGAAGACCGUUCGACUUCCGAAACGUUCGGAAACCGAAAACUGAAAGCGGAAGCUUCAAUACAAUAGGGAAACUCAGAACGGAAGCCGCCUAUCACGUUCGGCUUCCAAAAAUCGUUCUAAAACCAGAGCUACUUCUGGGUUUUCGGUGUUCGGGAGCAGAAAUGUAUGACAAUGGAGGUGUUCACCAACCAAGGCUCCACUGUAGUAUAUAAAGCCCUUAACAAUUUGCCUAUCAGAUCACCCUUCCCCAUAUAUGCCCACUUAACUGCUCUAAUUUGCAAACAGGCACUGUUACAGAUGCCAUGUAUUAUUAUUAUUAUUAUUAUUAUUAUUAUUAUUAUUAUUAUUCCCUGACAGGAACUCAAGGCAGCUUAUAGAAAAAAAUUGCCUGGUCUGGUCUUGAAAACAGCAAAAAGCCAUGGAAGCAGGGGAUCAGGGGCCAUAGAGUGCCAACGCCCCAGUCAAGACCAGAAAAGAAACAAUUGCCCUCUCCCACAUCUCACAAUAUGAUUGUCUCGUCAAAACCAUCCCCCCUCAAAAAAAAACACCCCAGUUUCCCUGAGAAAGGAGAGAACACCUUACUGCCUAAGCUUCCCAAGACAUUUUGCAAUGGAAAAGGGAGAAAACUGCACCUGGGCUCUCUAUCCUAUCAGCUUUGGCGCCAUGAGAAGGGAUACCUAACGUGCCAGAUUAGCUGCCCCAUCUGAGUCCCCCUGGGUUGCAAGUAUGUGUAGGGGAGGCAGGCGCCAGAAGUCAUCCAGUAUCACAUGCAGUUAGUUACCUGCUGCUAGAUUUCAUAAAUACUUGUAAUACCUGUCCCACAUUUGUAAGAAAUUUAUCUUUUAGUGCAGCAGCACUCAAACUUUGGAACUCCCUGCCUCUUGACAUCAAUCAGGCACCUUCACUGUGCUCUUCCCCAGCGGCUGCUCAAAACACUUUUGUUUAGGUAAGCCUACCCAGAACGUGGCGCUGUGGGUUAAACCACAGAGCCUAGGACUUGCCGAUCAGAAGCUCGGCGGUUCGAUCCCCGCAAUGGGGUGAGCUCCCGUUGUUUGGUCCCAGCUCCUGCCAACCUAGCAGUUCAAAAGCACAUCAAAUGCAACUAGAUAAAUAGGUACUGCUCUGGCAGGAAGGUAAACGGCAUUUCUGUGCGCUGCUCUGGUUCGCCAGAAGCGGCUUAGUCCUGCUGGCCACAUGACCGGCUCCCUCGGCCCGUAAAGCGAGAUGAGCACCGCAACCCCAGAGUCAUCCGCGAUUAGACCUAAUGGUCAGGGGUCCCUUUACCUUUACCCAGAAUGUUGACAUGUGUUUUAAUGAGGUUUUAAGCUUAAAGUUCAUUUUUAUUGUUUUUGAAGGUUUUAAAUGGUUUUUAACACACCCACCCACCAAUAAUGUCGUCGUUCUAUUCUUUUUUGUAAAUCCCUCUUGAGCUUACCCUACCGUCGAGCGGCAUAGGAAUUUCAUUAAAUAAAUAAAUGCAAAAUGGUGUCGAGAAAGUGGGCAGAGAGGUGUUUUUUCUCCUUCAUUGUACCCGAAAACCUGGGAUCAUCCAACGAAGCUGACCGUCGGGAUAUUUAGGAGAGACAAAAAGGGACGCCGCGAGGCGGUCAGCUUAAAGCGGCUUUAGAAGGGGCUUAGACAGAUCCACGGAGGAUAAGACGUAUCAGUGGCUCCUAAUCAGUAUGGCUGUAUUACCUCUAGUAUCAGAGGCCUGCGUCUUGCUCACGGGCUUCCCAUCCACAUCUGGCUGGGCCACGCGGAGAGCAGUGUCUUGGACUCAAUAGGCCGUUGGGUCUGUCCCAGCAGGGCUUUUCCUUGGUUCUUCUUGGGUGUGCCCAGAUCUGUUUCCUGCAGGAAAAGAAAAAGGGCACAGGUUUCCUUGGCGUUGGCCUGCCUUCUGCGGAAACACCCCGAGGCAGCAUUUCUUGCCCUUUCUGCACACAGGAGGUCUCUAACUCCCCCGCCUCUGCCGCCGUGGAACUCAUGCUGGUCGAGGACGUGACUGUGGUUCCGGAUAACAUCACCGUGUACAACCAUCCCGAUGUCAAGGUAGGGGCCAAGGAGCUGGGUGUGGGUCAGGUGGUGAGGAACCCUGCUCAGACCAGGGGCUCUUCGUGGAGAACUUUGGCAGAGGCAAAAUGGGGCAACGGUGGCAACUCUGACCUUUGAGUAAAACAGAGCAGUCCCAGGUAAGCCAGUGCUCUGUGUGGCAACAUUGAAAGAGUGGUUUUGUGGUCCUGGUGUGGAUCUCCCCCCCCUUCUGCUUUGCCUAGGAAGUGUUUGCGCUGGUGGAAGGGUCCGGUUACUUCCUUGUCAACAGCAGUGCACAGGAGAUGGUGAACAUCACUUACCUGGAAACAGAGAGCGCCAUACAGGUGAGUGUCAAAGUGUGUUGCUCUGUGAGCCUUUAUGAGGAGAGAAAGCUAGGGCUUCAGGAUCUCCUGCCAGCUAUUCUUCCCCUUCUCUUAAUUUGAUAAUAUAUAGGUUCAUCUUCCAUAUUAUUGCUAUUGUUAAUUAUUUUUCUUCUUAUUACUAUUACGUUGUGAACUGCCCUGACAUCUAUGGAUGAAGGGCAGUAUACAGAUUUAAUAAACAAACCAAAAAUAGUAUAUAUUAUUAGGCAAGCCUACCCAGGCAUAUGCUUUCAUUGUGUAUACUUGUAUUUACAUCUUACCCAUCGUAUCAGUUGUUGCUUUUGAACGAUAAAUAUUUUACACUGUUUUGUGUAAUCUACUUAGACAGCUUUCUUUCUUUCUUUCUUUCUUUCUUUCUUUCUUUCUUUCUUUCUUUCUUUCUUUCUUCCCUUCCCCUUCCCUUUUCCUUUUCCUUUUCCUUUUGGUUUAAGCGGUCUAUAUAUUUUGUAAAGCAAAGUCUUAACCCUGUUCUCCAGCCGAAAAAUAGCUCUCGGGGGACUUGCAAGCAUCAGUGGUAAGACAGCCUCAGGCUUCUGGUUUAAGAGACAAGACACAAAAGGAAAAGGGACUCGGAGGGAGGAGGCAAAAAGAAAAAAUCCAGCUCUGGCACAAUUUCUUACUUUACAGAGUUCCUGUAGUAACCAAACCAAAUUCAAAAGCCAAAGGAUGGGGGCCCUGCCAUCUCAUACAGCCUGACAAGUGAUGUCGCCUUUACCCUGCGAGCGACUGCGCCUGUCACUUUCCUUGCAGGUGGUUCCUGUCCUUCCUGGCUCUUUGACCUUGGAGAUCUACGACCUGUGCCUGGCCUUCCUGGGACCUGCUACAGCUUACCUUCGCAUCUCCAAUAUGUACGAGUUGGAAGUGGAUCUUGUUGAUAAGGUAUGAUGAGUAUUUGUAAGCUGGCCGGAGGGGUGUCAGAGGGCAUGAGCGGCCGCUGGCUGCGUAGCCUGGAUUGGCAGAGAUUUGUGAGAGUGGGUUUCCCUUUGCACAGGGCCGCUACAAAGGGAACACAUACAUCACCUGGCAGAUAGAUAAGAUAAGAUAAAACUUUACAGUGGUACCUCGGGUUACAUACGUUUCAGGUUACAUACGCUUCAGGUUACAGACUCCGCUAACCCAGAAAUAGUAUCUUGGGUUAAGAACUUUGCUGCAGGAUGAGAACAGAAAUCGUGCUUUGGCGGCGCGGCGGCAGCAGGAGGCCCCAGUAGCUAAAGUGGUGCCUCAGGUUAAGAACAGUUUCAGGUUAACAACGGACCUCUGGAACGAAUUAAGUUCUUAACCCGAGGUACCACUGUAUUUGCAUGAGCCAAUGGCCAUAGCAACAGUAAAACAUUACAGUAUACGCAGAAAAGGAAAUUUGAUAUAAGAGCACAAUUUAAAGUCCUGAAUCGGCAGUCAGUUAGUGGCCCUUAUUCUGAUUGCCCCAGCUACGAACCUAGCAACCUUUGCUGUUAUCUGCUCAUCACCUGGCAGUGGGACGGGUAGAAACCCUGUAGCCUUGGGGAGCGCGGUCCCUGUGCCACAUGCACUGAAUGUUACUUUGUCUGACUCCGCAUCUCUGUCCUCUUGCUUUUCCGCUGGAGGGGGCUGGAGUCCCAACAAAAUCUGGAGGGGUGCUGGGUUAUGUGUGAGAAGAACCGCGGCUCAGUGGUUGAGCAUUGGCUUUGCACGCAGAAGGCCCCUGGUCCCAUCCCCAGUGGCAGCUCUGGGUAGGGCCAGGUGGCUGCUCUGCCUGAAACCCCUAGAGAGCUACUGCCAGUCAGUCUACUGAGCUAGAUGGACCAGUGGUCUGACGUGGACUAAGGCAGCUUCCGAUGUGCCUGCUGCAUGAAGAAGAUAAGAAGGGCCCUGCUGGAUCAGACCGUCUUGGUCUCACAACGACCAACCAGAUUCCUCUAGGAAGCCCCCAAGCAGAAUUAUUAUUAUUAUUAUUAUUAUUAUUAUUAUUAUUAUUAUUAUUACCCUGCCCAUUCCAACAAAGUAUUAUAAUACAGUACAGUAGUCUGUUAAAUAUUAAAAGCUUCCCUAAAGAGGGCUGCCUUCAGAUGUCUUCUAAACGUCUGGUGGUUGUUCUUCUUUUUGACAUCUGGUGGGAGGGCGUUCCACAGGGCAGGUGCCGCUACCGAGAAGGCCCUCUGCCAAGCUCAAGAAUCCAAGCGCUGUGGUUUCCAGCAGCUGGUAUUCAGAAGCAUUGCUGCCUCCAACCACUGGAGGCAGAGCGUCGCCAUCAUGGCUAGCAACCCUCGACAGCCUUCUCCCCCAUGAAUUUAUCUAAUCCUCUCUCGAAGCCAUCCAAGUUGAGGACACCCUGGAACCCUCUGCCUUCUUCCCCAGAUUGAGGUCGGAAAAUCGGUGCUGGUCUCCGUGCGUGUCCUGGGACAUCACCGGUACCCUUUCCGGAGUAAAUACUUUGUCUACAUGCGGCUCCAGCUGAAGGCAGCCUCCCCCAUUGUCACACUGACGUAAGUGCCCUGCGUCUCCUGUGCUUUGACUUCUGCUUCUUAAGAGGUCAUCUUUGGGAUUGCAAGGCAUUCUUCUUCCCUGCUCUCACACUCCACCCAAACAGUUGAAACCCACAAAACUGACCAAGUCCACAGUGUCAAAACUUGUGGUCAAAACUGCAAGGGCCGUAGCUCAGUCUGCCUUUUUUAAAAGUUAAAUCCCCAAUUGCAUCUCCCGGCCGGGCUGGGAACGUCCCCUGCCUGAAACCUUAGAGAGUCCCUGCCAAUCACUGUAGGCGAUACAGUGGUACCUCGGGUUACAGAUGCUUCAGGUUACAGACACUUCAGGUUACAGACUCCGCUAACCCAGAAAUAUUACCUCGGGUUAAGAACUUUGCUUCAGGAUGAGAACAGAAAUCGUUCUCCGGCGGCACGGCAGCAGCGGGAGGCGCCAUUAACUAAAGUGGUGCUUCAGGUUAAGAACAGUUUCAGGUUAAGUAUAGACCUCCAGAACGAAUUAAGUUCUUAACCAGAGGUACCACUGUAGUAAGUGAGACAAACUGAUUCCAUAUGUGGCAUAUUCCAAUGUUCCUUUUUAAUCCAGCUCUAUAUUCAGAACUGUGAGGGAUCUUGAUUUGUAGGAAGUCAGGCUAGGCAUGUCUUCUGUCUGAAACUCCUGAGAACUGCUGCUGGCCUGUGUAGAAAACACUGCACUAGAUGGAACAGGGGUCCUUUUAAAAUCAGGUCAUUAUUCAAAGCCACGAGGUCUGGAACCCUGCCUUAUUCUUUAAGAGAGGAGCAUAGCUCAGAUGCAGUGCAGAAGGUCCCAGGUUCAACCCCCGGUGUCUCUGGGAUGGCUGUUGCACGUUUGACAGGCUCUUCCCAUGGCAGCCACCCUGAAAAUGGCAGAGCUGAUCCCAGUCAGGGAAACUCUUGUUGUCACGCAGCUGAUCUUUCUUCUUUGUGAGCUCCGUCAUUCGGCUAGUGUCAUGCCCAGGACAGUAGCUGUUCGGCAUUGUGAAGAUGGGUGCCAGAGACCAGCCUGAAAAUCUGCUUGGCCUGUCCUGGUGCACUCCCUUGCCCAGGUUGGACAAAAUGCAACCAUUACCAAACCUCUCCUUGCAGGCUAAUGGAGGAAGUGGGUGACUAUUCCGAAGUCUACGUCCUCCGAGCCAUGGCUGUGGGGCAGACAAGUUUAGUGGCCGUGGCCUGGGACAAAAUGGGAAUCAAAUUCACCUCGGCGCCUCGGAAAGUGGAGGUAAGGAGUUGCAGCCACUGGGCUGUCAAAAAACCUAGGCACACGGGGAAAAACGGUUUGCAAAAAACGUCUCCUGUGGUUUUAGAACCAGAGGUGUUAAGAACUUCAUGCGCAAGUUCUGUGAAAUGUUCCUUUGGCCCUGGCUGCAGAUUUGAAUGAAAAGAUAAUGGACUCUCUGGCACAACCUUCUCCCAGCCUGGUGCAUUAUAGUUAUUCUUGACUACAACUCCCAGUAUCCCUGACCACUGGCCGUCCUGGCUGAGGCUGAUGGCAAUUAAAGUUCAGCAACGACAGAUUGGGGAAGGCUGGUCCUGUGUGUGUGUGUUUAAAGACAGCCUCAAUUCCCACGUGGCCAAAUUUGACUGCUGUUGUGUUUUGCCAGGUCUUCCCACCAUUCAAGCUCAUCCCAGAGAAAAUAACCCUCAUUCCACACAACAUGAUGCAGGUAAGUUCAGAGUAUCAGUUGGAUGAAACCAUCCUAUUGGCUAUCUCCCACCCUUCCUUCCUUCCUUCCUUCCUUCCUUCCUUCCUUCCUUCUUUCCAUGGCAUAGGUUACCCUGAGAUGAGUCACUGCGCCUACAGGACCAUGUCAGUCGAUGUAAUUCAUGUUUCCACUGGAGGAGAGCAGAUCUGGGCUCCAUCUGUACUAUAUAUUUAAAGAAGUAUUAUACUCCUUAAAACAGCUCCAAACAGCAUUUUGGAUACUGUGGUUUGUUAAGAGUGCUGAGAGUUGUUAGGCAACCCCCUGUUCUCCCUCACAGAGCUGCAACCCCCAAAGUUCCCUGAGUUAAGGGUUUGUUUGGUAAAUCACUCUGGAAAUUGUAGCUCUGGGAGGGGAAGAGGGGAAUCUCCUAACAACUUUCAGCACCCUUAACAAAUGACAGUUCCCAAGAUUUUUUUUGAGUAAGCCAUGGCUGUUUAAAGUACUGUGGUACUACUAUAAAUGUAUAGUGUAGACUGGACUACAUUUUCAGACCUGUCUUCUUCCCAGUACCAAAGGUUUUACCUCGGGGAGCUAUCCAAGGUCCUGGAGAGCCUCCUCCUUGCCCCUAAUCCUUGCUACUGGGUAAUGAGCUUGAUCCAGUGCCACCUCCCUUCCUUGGGAGCUCUCCCAGGUCCUGAAAUGCCUCCUAUACAGCACUGCUACCACGAACAGGGAUGGGGAGAACAGUGAUCCUCCAGAUGCUGUUGGACUCCAACUCCUAACAGCCCCAGCCAUUGGGGGCUGGAGUCCAACAUCAUUUAUGGAGAGCCACAUACUCCCUGUCCCUGCCUUACCUAGAACUUUCACUCCUUCUUUCUGCUUGUAAAGCAGAGUUUUUUCUGCCCUUUCAUCACAGAUUUAGAUAACGACACAGGGAGGGCAGGUCAGCUUGUUCUAUCAGUUAAUUCAGUUACAAAUUCAUUAGCAAACUGCCUAGAAUUGAUUUUGCAUGAUUAAUCAGUUUCUCUGUUUAAAAAUUGACCACUUUUAUCACCCCUUCCUAGCCUCCUGUCAUAUCUGCAGCAAAUAGUAGGGAUUCUAGUACACGACAUACAUUAAAAGCACAUUACCUCCCACAAAGAAAGUUUGGGACAGUAGUUUGUUAAGGGUGCUGGAAAUUGUAUGACAUGGAGGGCUAAACUACCAUUUCCAGGACACUUUGGGGGAAGCCAUGUUUCUUAAACAUAUGGUGUGGGGUGUGGGGUCUAAUUGCCUCUUACACCUGGCUUUGAUUGGCAGGUUGUGGGAUCCUAAGUAAAGUAGACCCCUCAAAUCUGAGGUUUCCCCACUCCUUUUUUUUAAAAAUAACUUGUUUAUUCAAAAACAAAACAUAUUAUCCAGAAACAUAUCAUCCUUAUUUCCCCCCAUUUUUCCUCCCUCCCCCCACCCUCCCACACAAAACCCACCCACCCCCCGACUUCCCUCAGUUCCAGUCUUUGAUUUCUCUAAAAAUGCUGUUUUCUACAUGUUACACAGUUGUAUAGAUCCUCGAACCAUUUAGCUGAUUAUUAUCAAAUAAAAGUUUGUGAAUGUUUAUUCAAAACCAGCCAAGGAGUCCAGUUCGCUUUGUUGUGUCUUCAAAUAUUUUGUAAAGGGUUCCCGUUCAUCUUUAAAGUCACAGUUAUCCUUGUCCUGUAGCUUGUAUGUCAGUUUUGCCAGUUCUGCAUAGUCCGUCAAUUUUUCUUGCCAUGAUUCUUUAGUUGGGGUUUCUUCGGUCUUCCAUCCUUGUGCUGUUAAAACUCUCGCGGCCAUUGUCACAUACAUGAAGAUGUUUUUCAGCUUUUUUGGCAGAUCUUUCCCUACAAUCCCCAACAAAAAUGCCUCGGGUUUUUAAAAAAAAUGUUAAAUGGAACAUUUUCUUCAAUUCGUUGUAUAUCAUUUCCCAAAAUUUUUCAAUUGCCUUACAAUCCCACCACAGGUUUCCCCACUCCUGAUGUAGGCCAGGAUCCUCUCUGUGAUAGACUGGAGGGGGAGGGGGGGCAUUGUUCCCAGCUGGUGGCAGAGUGAUAUCAGGAUACGCUUCUUCCUUGUUCUUCCAAUCUGCUGCAGGUGAUGUCAGAGGGCGGCCCACAGCCCCAGUCCCUCAUUCACUUCUCCAUCAGCAACCAGUCUGUGGCCACAGUUAACGGAGUGGGGCAGGUCCUGGCCAAGGCUGUGGGCACAGCCACAAUCCUUGGGACCAUUCGGGCUGUCAACGAAGACACAGGAAAAGUCAUUGUCUUUUCACAGGUACUUCCUCCUCCUUGUCGACCUCAAAUGCUCACUUGCUGCUCUGUAAUCUGAAACCUUUGGCUGCUCUCACCAUUUGUUUCCCCUCCCCUUGAAACCAUGAGGGCUAGCACCUCCUCCAGUCUCCAUAGGUCCCACCAGUGCCAAAUUUAGGUUUGAUGAGGCCCUAAGCUACUGAAGGUAAUGGGGCCCUUUAUAUGCCCAGCUGUCCUUUGUCAAAUUGUCGCUGUUUUUUGUGUUGGAUAUAGUGGGGCCCUGAGCUAUAGCUUGUUUAGUUUAUACGUAAAUCCAGCACUGGGUCCCACCCUGGGUCCUGUUCCUUGACCACACUAGAGCAUGACGCUGAGAAUCGGGCUGGACUGAGUCUGGCUGCCUUGAUUGUUGGGAAUGAGCAGUCAGUGCCUUAAGGAAUUGUGAACAUUUCAUGACUGUGGGUGGUCUCCUGAGUGAGCUGUUCAUUUGCCGAAUGGUGUGGGGUCUGACGUUAUUGCUGUGCUGAGGUGAGUGUGUGAGAAACAGCAGCUUGGAGCUUGAAUUAUUAUUAUUAUUAUUUAUUAAAUGUAUUAGCUGCUUCUUUUGCCUUAGCAACCCAAGCGACUUACAAUAUUUUAAGCAAAAAAACAAAACGUGUACAUAAAACCAGCAUUAAAAAAUCCAAAAGGCAGUUCUCUUUUUUUUCCCCAUUUACUUCAUUAAAACAUCUCACAAAAAGAAAGGGACGUGAAACCUUUUCUUUAUUGGUAACUUCCUGGGGACUGUAUUUCAGUAGGAGGUGGGGCCAGAAGCAAAAGAGGGAAGAACAACGAACGCAAAUUACAGUGGUACCUCACGUUACAAACUUAAUUCGUUCCGGAGGUCUGUUCUUAACCCGAAAUCGUUCUUAACCUGAGGCGGCACACGAUUUCCGUUCUCAUCCCGGGGUAAAGUUCUCAACCCGAGGUACUACUUCCGGGUUAGCGGAGUUUGUAACCCAAAGUGCUUGUAACCCAAAGCGUUUGUAACCCGAGGUACCACUGUACAUCUUUCUGUACAGUAGGCUAGCUUUUACACACACAUACACCCCCCUUCCUAUUGGUUGCUCCAUCCAGUGUUGCUUCUGGCUCUGUCCACCGCUGCCACAAGGUCCCCAGAAGGAGCAUCUCAUUUGACCAGACGCUCCAUAACGUUUUUUGUUUGCUGCUCCUGGAACUUCACAGGUCCCAAGUGUGGGGCGCACAUGGCCCCCCCAGCAGCUGCCAGUCCACUUGGCAGCCUGCUGCAGAGGAGCCCCCCCCCCCCCAAGCUGGGUAAUCUUGUGCAAACUGUGCCUUUUCUUCUGGUCUCUCUCCUGCGUUUCCCCCACAGGACCAAGUCGACCUGGAAGUUGUUCAGCUGCGAGCGAUAAGAAUCCACGCUCCUGCCACCAGGCUCAUUACGGGGACCAAGGUAGGCCUGCCCUAUAAUCACCAAUGGACAUCUUCUCUGUGGAUAUAUAAGGUUGUAGCCAACUAGGUUCGACUCAGAAUCACGUCUCUUAAUGUCAGUGGCCCUCCCCGGCGUAGGACUCGCAUUGCAUGCAACCGAGAGAGAGGCGGGGCUGACUUCUCCCUCCUGAACUGAGCCCAUGUUAAGGAUCCCACCCCAAUUUGUUUUGUUUCACUUCAACAAAUUGCAUAUUGCAAAUUGUAGUCUCUAAGCAGUGUACCCAAUACGUUUUUUAAAAAGAGUUUAAAUUGUAAAAUCAGAAUCCAGUUAAAAAGCUUGCUGGAAUUAAGUUAUACAAGGGGGCGCAGAAAGGCUGAUCUCCUGGAACGAGAGCUCACUGCUUCCAGAGUUAUCCUGUUCCACGUCAUACGUCUCUUGUGUGUUAGGACAGUCUUUCAAAUGUUUAGUUCAUUUAUUUCAACUACCUGCCACUUAAUUGCAACCAUCUUUAGGUGUCGUACAGGUAAAACAACAAUACAAUAACUUAAAAAAAAAAAGAAGUUUCAUUAAAAUGCCUGCUGUUUGUUAAAAAGAGAAAAAAAAGAUUUUGGUGGCUCCUGGAAGCUCAACAGAGGAGGAGGCCUGUCUGAGAGGGAAUUCCAGAGAAUUGGGUUCCACAAUACUGGAUGCAAGGCUGCUGGUGGAUAUGCGCUUGUGCAUCUGACCCAUGCGGGGACCAUAACAGUGACUCCGCCCAAAGAGCUCUGUGAUUGGGCAGGGAUAUAAGGGACCAGGCAUCCCUUGAGGCUCAUACAUGUGUUGGUCUCCGUGUUAGGUUACAUCUCUUGCUCUGAGAGGACCAAAAGCUGGGAAGUAACGAGUGACGCUUUCCUUUGUAGAUGCCUGUUUAUGUUGUUGGCCUGACCAGCACUUUGACUCCAUUCUCCUUUGGGAAUGCCGACCCAGCGCUGACGUUCCACUGGGCCAUGAGCAAGCGGGAUGUCCUGGACCUCCUUCCUAGACACUCGGAGGUAUGGACCUGUCCCUCAGGGCGCACUUCAACUCUCAGCCACUGUGGGCUGCAUCCAACGUUGGUCCUACUGAACCUCAGCCAGUGCCUACAGCGAAUAGAGGGGGCGGGUGCUCUCCCUGGCAGCUUCCUCCUCCUCCUCCUUAGUCUCAUUGUUGCCCUUGUAGAAUUCAGCAGAGAGGAGGGUGGAGGACAAAACUAGAAGGAGUUGGUGCUGCCUCUCAUUGCCUCCAGCGCCACCUACUGGUCAGCUCCUUGCCUUCCACCCCAUCAUUCUCAAUAGACACUGGGCACUGCUGGAUCCACCCAUCCCUUCUCUCCAGGAAGCUUGCAGCUCCUUCCCUUCUCUCCCAGGUUUCCCUCCAGCUUAUUCCGGAAAGUAACUUUGCCAUGGUCCUGCACACGAAGGCCGCUGGGCGGACGAGCAUCCAAGUCACGGUUCAGGCUUCGGACCCGGACGCUGGGCAGUUUGAAGGACACCUCUCCGAGCUCUCGGAUGAAGUGCAGAUACUAGUAAGCGCCCCCUUCAGGCAGCCUCUUUCACUGCUGCCAGUCCUCUGCUGCGUCUGGCCAUGCCAGCCGUUAACAUUAAGAGCAGGGGCACGUCCCAGCCCUUCCUUCUGCCUGCAGGAUCCUUGCUCUGUCCCUUACAGGUCUUUGAUAAACUGCAGCUCUUCUCCCCGGAGUGCUCUGCAGAGCAGAUUCUGAUGUCCAUGAACUCGCAGCUCAAGUUACUCACAAACAGGUAGGGCAGGGAAAGGGGGGAAGUGGCGGGUGGGUGGUAGCGAUGAUGAUGGGGAGCAAAGACAAAGACUCCACUAUUAACGUGAAGAAGUAGAAGCACCACAGAGAUGCUAAUUUGCAGCAAAUCUUCUGCUUUCAAAAUGUCUGCAGUCUGGGGGGUCGCUCAGUUGAUACUCCAUCAUUUUUUUGCUUGCCUUAAGGCAGGGGGUGCGGGACACCUCCCUCCUCCACCUGCAGGCGAGAUAUAGCCGCAGCGUGAUGUUAUCCACCCCUCUCAGCGAUCCUGGCACACGCUGUCUCUCUCUCUGCUGGGUAAAUAAUCCCACCUUCCAGCUAGGAUUGAGUAAGAUGAUUUCAGUUGGUUGGUUGCCUUCCACAUGUAUAUGUGAAGGUGGUGUGCAAAACACAAUAAGCACAGCCGAAAAACUGGACAGCAGCAGAUAGAUUUAAAAGCAGUACAAAGUAGACACCCCAUGCCAAUCCAGUUGGCAAAGCUUGUCAGAACAAAAUGUCUCCCAGUCGCUUCUGGAAAGUGUAGAUACAGUGGUACCUCGCAAGACGAAUGCCUCGCAAGACGGAAAACUCGCAAAACGAAAGGGUUUUUGGUUUUUUGAGCUGCUUUGCAAAACGAUUUUCCCUAUGGGCUUGCUUCGCAAGACGGAAACGUCUUGCAAGUUUGUUUCCUUUUUCUUAAAACCGUUAAUACAGUUGCGACUUGACUUCGAGGAGCAACUCAUAGCACGUGGUGUGGUAGCCGGUUUUGAGGUUUUUGAAGACUUUGGUGAUUUUUGAAGCUUUUCCAAAACUUUUCCGACACCGUGCUUCGCAAGACGAAAAAAACCGCAAGACGAAAAAACUCGCGGAACGAAUUAAUUUCGUCUUGCGAGGCACCACUGUAAUGGGAUGCCUGCCGAAAUUGCGUCGUCCACCCUAAAUUUGGCAGCCCCUCCAUCCUUUGUGGCAGUUGCCUUCUCGCCUGUGCACCCACCUUGGGCUAUAAAACAUAACUGGUCCAACCCCCUCCACCUGCCAGCCCAAACAGAAGGGAUGGUGACUCUUCUUUUCUCUCUUAGGGACGGGGCGGCCUUUGUGAACGCUCAGAUCCUGCAGUGCUUCCCCAACUCCUCUGUCAUUGAGGAGAACAGGCAUGGCCUCCUCAAGGCAGGAGCUGUCACAGGCACUGCGGUGCUGGAGGUGACAGCCCUGGAGCUCUUCGGCGUCAACCAGACUGUCAUCACGGGAGUGCGGGUAAGGGAGGCUCUGGGAAGAGGUGGUAGUGGCUGCUGUGGAUUCCGCGAAUGCUCCAAGGUAGGAGGUCCCUGAAUGCCAUGGGCAGGGGCUGAAAGACUGAAGGGGAGAAUGCAGUGCUGGAUAAGGACGGUUGCUAAGUUGUGGACUGCCAACCACAAUGGCUAUGCUAUGCUCUACCUCCACAUUUGGAGGUGAAAUUUCUGAAUGACAGUUGUUGAAAAAUGCAGGAAGAGAGAGUUGCUUGUGUGUUCGGGUUCUGCUUUAAGGGCUGGACUAUAGAUGGGCCAUUGGCACAAUCCGGCAGGCGCUCAUCUUAUAUUAUAAAGUUGCCAGGGAGUGAAGCAGAUGGCAAGACAAGGUACACGUCUUGCGAAAAGUUCAGAAUGUCGCACUAAAGCGCUGGAGCAUCUGUCAGCUUGCUUAAAGAGGACCGCUUACAUCUGGGACAGGGAGCUUGCAACCUCCAGAUGUUGGUAGGUAGGACAAUAGAUGGAAUAGUAAAGAGUGCUGUUUGUCUCCAGUUCAAUCCUCAGUGAUAUGGAGAAGAUCUUUUCUCUGGUUCAGAUCGGUCUGCAGUGCUUAAUAUAGCUAAAUUCGCAGUGAAGGCUGCUCAGCUUAGACAAGGCAGUCUGGCCUCCCUUGAGAUCUAAGAUUCUGCUUUUUCAUUGUAUUGGUCAAACUUCUGUUUUUAUGAGCAGUUCUUAUGUAUAUUUUUAUGUCCACAUCUAUCGGUUCGGCUACACCUGGCAUUUGCUUUCCUUACAAGUGUAUUUGAGAUGAAUCAGUUUGAAGUCUCCAGGUGUGGUGACUGAAAAGGAAAAAACCGAUACAUCCUUUCCUUCCUCCCCUCCCAGGUGGCCCCGGUGUCCUACCUGCGCUUGAGCAGCGCCCCCAAACUCUACACGGCCAGCCGGGUGCCCCUGCGUGCAUUUCCCCUGGGCAUGUCCCUCACCCUCGCCGUUGAGUUCUACGACAGUACCGGGGAGAAGUUCCACGCCCAGAGCACCCAGCUUUACCUGGCCUUGAACAGGUGCGGCUCAGGAAGGCAUGCUUGGGAAAGGGCCGCGUGCCACAUCGUGAACAUGGCUUGCUUGGGAAAUUGCCACUCUCCAUCUUGUGGAAAGUCCUUUUGGGAACUUGAACAUUGGCCACUUCUGUGGUCCAGGGUGUGUUCAUGCAACAAAGUACGCAGGCGCAGUCAUCGCAAUGGUCUGGAUAAAUGUCGAGAUGACAUCUUAAGUCAUAUCCAGCCUAUAUGACCAGGGCUUCAUCUGCUCAGUACAUUUAAAGGAAACUGUCUUGACUUCCCCCAAAGAAUCCUGGGAGAUGUAGUUUGUUUAGGAUGCUGAGAGAUGUUAGGAGACCCUGCAUACACACACACAUUUCCCUCCCAGAGUGGUUUAACAGUCGGUCCCUCUGAUCAGGGAACUUUGCGAACUGUAGCUCUGUGAGGGGAAUAGGGGUCUCCUAGCAGCAUCAGUGCCCUACAGUUCCCAAACAAUAAUUUAAUAAUUUAAUAAUUUAAUAAUUUAAUAAUUUAAUAAUUUAAUAAUUUAAUAAUUUAAUAAUUUAAUAAUUUAAUAAUUUAAUAAUUUAUACCACGCCCAUCUGGCUGGGCUUCCCCAGCCACUCUGGGCAGCUUCCAACAAAAUAUUAAAAUACUGUAAUGCAUCUAACAUUAAAAGCUUCCCUAAACAGGGAUGCCUUCAGAUGUCUCAAAAUCCUUUGGGAGAAGCCAUGACUGUUUAAAGUGGCACCAUAGUGCUUUAAAUGUAUGGCAUGAAUGUGGCCCAACUGAGGUGACUUUUAAGUACAGGAUACAACCACUUUUAAGUUGAGCCGUCCUGCUGUGCGGUCAUUUAAUAAACCGCGUUCUUACUGGAUCUCUUGGGCUUGUUAUUUCUCUUGGUUCCGUGUUUUAUUUCAAACACGUUCCCUCACCUGGGUAAACGAACAAGCGGUGUAGAAGUAAAUUCUUGCCGCAAUAAUGACCACGCUCACACCAUACAUUUAAAGCGCAAUGAUGCAACUUUAAACACCCACAGCUUUCCCCCCAAAAAUCCUGGGGACUGUAGCUAAGGGUGCUGAGAAGUGUUAGGAGAACCCCCUAUUUGCCCCGCAGAGCUCCAGUUCCCACGGUGGUUUAAAAGUCAGUCCCUCUUCCCAGGGAACUGUACUCUGUAGGCAGCCCUAUAGAAAGUAAAUUUUAGUGUUCCAACUGAACAACUUGUGGCUAGACAACCCAGGAACAUCUGCAGCUUGUGAACUAGCCGGAGGUGUGAUAAAGUCCUUUGCGCCACUGAGCCCACCUGUUCCUACUGGGAAUGAUAAAUCCUUGUCAGAAUACUUCAUAUCUCUUGGAUAUACACGAGUAGGCCCUGAUCUGUCCCCACCCUGCUUUAGAACAUACUCAUUUAAAAAAAAAAUAAUGUACCACUCUAGUGUAUUCAUUCAAAGUCCCAGGCCACACAGGCUCCAUCAAAUUCCUAGCUGAUCUCUUGGUGGUCCACAGAGCAGAAGGCACCACUGACCGUGUUGGCCAAGUUUGGGGAACCCUACCCUGCAGUAUCCCUGCUUGGCACACUCCUCCCGGGGUCAAUUUUUUUGCUUUGUUCCCCCAGAGAUGACCUGCUGCUCAUCCGACCCAGCAACAAGAAUUACACCUACGUCGCCCAGGCUGUGAACAGGGGGGUGACCCUGGUGGGCGUUUGGGACGAGAAGCACCCGGGCAUGGCGGAUUAUAUCCCUGUCCCGGUGGAGCACGCCAUCGAGCCGAACCUUUCCGAGCCGCUUGCCAUGGGAGACGUGGUGUGUUUCAGCACGCCUCUCGUCAACCAAGAAGGUCAGUGGGCUGGUCUCCAGCCACCGUGGCUGCCUCCUGGAAGUUAAAGAGAAGUUGAGGGCAGAUAAAAAGAAAGCCCUUCUUCACGCAGGCGCAUGACUGAACAAGGGAAGGUGCUCCCCGCAGGGUGCAGCGAUGGCCACCAACAUGGGUUGCUUCAAAAGAGGAUUACACAAAUAUAUUUACAGUGGUACCUCGGGUUAAGUACUUAAUUCGUUCCGGAGGUCUGUUCUUAACCUGAAACUGUUCUUAACCUGAAGCACCACUUUAGCUAAUGGGGCCUCCUGCUGCCGCCACGCCGCUGGAACAUGAUUUCUGUUCUCAUCCUGAAGCAAAGUUCUUAACCUGAAGCACUAUUUCUGAGUUAGCGGAGUAUGUAACCUGAAGCAUAUGUAACCUGAAGCAUAUGUAACCCGAGGUACCACUGUAUUAUUAUUAUUAUUUACAGCCGUACCUUGGGUUACAGACGCUUCAGGUUGUGCAUUUUCGGGUUGCGCACCACGCCGAAGCAGGAAGUACCGGAAGGGGUUACUUCUGGGUUUCAGCCCUUGCUCAUGCGUAGAAGCGCUAAAUUGCGCUUUGCGCAGAAGCGCCGAAUCGCAGCCCACACGUUCACAGACGCAGCGCUGCGGAUUGCAAACGUGCCUCCUGCAUGGAUCACGUUUUCAACCUGAGCGUCCACUAUAUUUAAUUUCUAUACCGCCCUAUACCCGAAGGUCUCAGGGCGGUUCACAUAAAAUAUCAAAUACAUAAAAUCAAAACAAAACCAGCAACCCAAUAAAAAAAAACCCCAAACAGCCAGCAUUUUUUAGAAAGGUUAUAGGAUGUAGAUCAAGUCAGACCUGGUUGAAAAGAAACAUUUUUGCCUGGCGCCUGAAGGUGUACAAUGAAGGCGCCAGGCGAACUUCCCUGGGGAGAGCAUUCCACAGAUGGGGAGCCACUGCAGAGAACGCCCUGUUCUUGUGUUGCCACCUGCCUGACCUCUUGCGGAGGAGGCACACGAAGAAGGGCCUCAGAAGAUGAUGUAGGGACGAUGAGGAUACCUUCUGCCUCGAUGGUCAGUAAUGCUUUUAACUAGCAGUUACUGGAAACCCCAGGAAUGGAUCGUUGCUCUUGUGUUCAGGUCCUGCUUGUGGGGUUCCUUUUGGAUCAUCCGAUUGGCCACUGAGAGAACGGGAUGCUGGACUAGAUUAAGGUUACCAGACGUCCCCGUUUCCCGGGGACAGUCCCCGGAUUUACACAUCAGUCCCCAUACAAAAUCCAUUGAAGUUGAAAAGUGUCCCCAGAUUCAUUGAAAAAAAAAUCUGGUAACCUUAGACUAGAAGGGCCACUGGCCUGAUCCAGAAGGGCUCUUCUUGCAUUCUUAAGAAAAAGGAACUGAAAUUCAGCAGGAAUUUGAUUAAUUUGUUAACCAUAUAAUAUGCCUUUUGCCAAAAUGGUGAAGUUUUAGCUCAUUUUUAGUUGCUUUUCAUAGGUUUUUAUAGAUCGUUUCAUUGAUGGUUUGUUAAUUAUUUUACAGGAUUCAUGCAGUCUUUGUGGUGUUAGGUGGUUAUAGUUAUUUCUUGUUUGUAAGCCACAUUGAGAUUCAUCUGAAUGAAAAGCGGCUUAGAAAUAACAACCCAUCACUCAGUCAAACGGACCAGCCUUCUCCCAACUGCCAGAGCUCCGCUUAGCUGAAAGGUCUGCCCUUUGACCUGGAACUGCUUCUGACCCCAUCCCCAUGCGUGGACCUUCAUUGUAAUCACACCCACAGAAUGCUUCUCUCACUUGAACGGUCCUGGAGAAUCCGGGACACUGUAGUUUCUUCAGGGUGCAGGGAUUGUAGCUCUGCCUUAACAAACCACAGCUUGUCCACUAGCCUUUCUGAAACAACGCAGGGACCCAAAAAGAAAGCAGCCGUCCUUCAGGCUUUUCCAAACCUUGCAGUGUGGUUCUCCAGCCCAGUGAGGUGUCCAAAAAAUGCAAAUAGUAGCGUGAAGCAUGUGCAUAUUAGUGAAAAUAACAAAAGGAGCAUCUCCACGCCCAUCGUUCUGCCCGGACACUGAGGUCCAGCGCCGAGGGCCUUCUGGCAGUUCCCUCACUGUGAGGAGCCAAGUUACAGGGAACCAGGCAGAGGGCCUUCUCAGCAGUGGCGCCCGCCCUGUGGAAUGCCCUCCCAGCAGAUGUCAAAGCAAUAAGCAACUAUUUUACUUUUAAAAGACAACUGCAGGUGGCCCUGUUUAGGGAAGUUUUUAAUGUCUGAUGCUGUAUUGUUUUUAAUAUUCGGUUGGAAGCCGCCCAGAGUGGCUGGGGAAAUCCAGCCAGGUGGGCAGGGUAUAAAUAAAUUAUUAUUAUUAUUAUUAUUAUUAUUAUUAUUAUUAUUAUUAAAUUGCAUUGUUUCAGGGAAAGUUGCUUUGCAAAAGAAACGAGUACCUUAAGCAAAACUGCAUACAAAAUGCGUAUCAGUAGGAGAAAUUAGCACUAAAAUGAUAGUGGAUUUGCAUGAGGACUUUUUUCCCCAAUUGUGGGGAACUGAACUUCAAGACUGGAAAGAUAAAGAGGAACUGAAAUGGAUGGAUUAGCCCACCCCUGCCUGGAACCUAGCAGGGGUUCCCUUGGCUGCGUCUCAAAAGAAGCCUCAUCUCAUCACCCCCAGUCCUGCUCCCCCAUUGCUGAUUCCCACCACAGUCCUUUACUGCUUUCCCAUCUAUGCUUCGCAAUGGGGCCAGGGCAGCCAGGCUGGGGGCGGGGGGGUGUUCCUUUUCUUACUGCUGCUCUUAAAAGGCCUUAAUGCAUAAUGGAGGCAGCCUCUGGUUCAUCGGCUGCUGUUUUAUGGCCGCCGUGCCUUCAGCAAAGCACCGCAAAUUAAGCCUCGGUCACGUCUUCAGGACAAAAGAGUAACCCAGAGAGCAUCUGCUGGAAUGCCAAGCUUCCCUUGUCCCCCUCCUAUAAAAACACACACCCAGCCUGGACACUCUCUCUCUCUCUCUCUCUCUCUCUCUCUCUCUCUCUCCUCGGUGACCCUCAAAACGGCCCCGUGCGAACUUCGGAAGGGGCUGCUCUCAGUGAAGAAACACAAGCUGCAUUCUUUGCGACAUUGUGCGUAAAAUGGCUUAAAUAUAAAGCACCCUUCAGUCCCGUGGGUUUGUCCUCAAUCUGAAGAAGGAGAAAUCUGCCUGCACCCAUCUCAGUCAACCCAUGUGUGAGGGGAUCCGACAUGAGGAAGCCAAGAGAAUAAUUGUGAUGCCUGGGACUGGUCUAUCAGGGCUCCUUGUCAGAAGCAAGUGAUCCAGGGAUCCUAGCUUCCGGCACAGAGUAACUUGUCAGUUUGCAUCUUCCUUUUAGCACUGUGUUUGGUGGUGGUGAGAAACAUUGCCCUAUAAAUUAACGCAUGGUGGUUUCAUCCAUCUUUCCUAUAAUAGAACACAUUUUUUUACAUCCCAUGGCUUGGGAAAUUAAAGCUAUUGUAGCUCAUUUGAUGGCAGCUGUCUUCGCUUUUAUCCGCUGUGUAAAAUAUUAAGGUCCAUUAGGUCCAGUCGUGACCGACUCUGGGGUUGCGGCGCUCAUCUCGCUUUAUUGGCCGAGGAAGCUGGCGUACAGCUUCCGGGUCAUGUGGUCAGCAUGACUAAGCCGUUUCUGGUAAACCAGAGCAGCGCACGGAAACACCGUUUACCUUCCUGCCAUUAACUUCCUACCUAUUUAUCUACUUGCGCUGGUGUGCUUUUGAACUGCUAGGUUGGCAGGUGCAGGGACUGAGCAACGGGAGCUCACCCCAUCUUGGGGAUUCAAACCGCCCACCUUCUGAUUGGCAAGCCCUAGGCUCUGUGGUUUAACCCACAGCGCCACCCGCGUCCCAUAUUUAAAAUAUUAGAGGACUGCUUACUUGCAUUUUAGUUGGUAAAGCAUGAGACUCUUAAUCUCAGGGUCACGGGUUCAAGCCCCAUGUUGAGAGAAAGAUUCCUGCAUUGCAGGGUUUGGACUAGACGCUUGUGGUCCCUUCCAACUCCAGGCCAUUAACACCAUUUGCUUUUGAAACAAAAUGAAGACUUGACCAUCCCAGAGUAAAUUAAAUACAGUGCUCAGCGCAGAACUGCUCCCUAAGAAACAGUGUCCGAGUUUCUUUUCCUCUUCCCUCCCAGUCCUUUUUUCCUUUGGUGUCAUGGCUUUUAGUUUGUAUGCCCCAGGCAUGCAAAGAAGUGUUUUCCUUGAGAGAGUAAAAGUUAUUUAAUUUGACCUUUCUCGUGUCCAUCUUCCACUGCCUCCGCUCGCUGCUUCAUAUUCUGCCUCAUGUUUUUAUUUCUUUCUGGGAUGGAUGAAUAAAAAAAUAAAGCAGGUUUGUAGGUUUGGAAGAAGUUUUGUGAGGUGAAUAAUUUGAAUUAUUGCAAAAUUGGAUAAAGAGGAGGAUUGUUAGUUAAGAUAAUUAAAGGCAAUAUGAAUUUAAGAAAUGCAGAAGAAGUGAUAAAUAAUAAUAAUAAUAAUAAAUUUUAUUUAUAUCCCGCCCUCCCCAGCCAAAGCCAGGCUCAGGGCGGCUAACAACAAUCAAAUAAUCCAACAAUCAAAUAAUCCAACAUUCUAAAACAUUUCAUUAUAAAAAUUAAUUAAAAUCAAAUUAAUGGCAACCGUUAAGCAAAGUUCUGUGCAGGUUGCCAGAGGAGGGAGUCAGGCUGGGCCCUGGCCAAAGGCCUGGUGGAACAACUCUGUCUUGCAGGCCUUGUGGAAAGAUGUCAGGUCCCGCAGGGCCCUAGUCUCUUGUGACAGAGCGUUCCACCAGAUUGGAGCCGCAGCCGAGAAAGCCCUGGCUCUAGUUGAGGCCAGCCUAACCUCUCUGAGGCCUGGGACCUUCAGGAUGUUUUUAUUUGCAGACCGUAGGUUCCUCUGUGGGGCAUACCAGAGAGGCGGUCCCGUAGGUACGAGGGUCCUAGGCCGUAUAGGGCUUUAAAGGUUAAAACCAGCACCUUAAACCUGAUCCUGUACUCCACCGGGAGCCAGUGCAGCUGGUAUAGCACCGGGUGAAUGUGAUCUCGCAGCGAAGACCCCGUAAGGAGUCUCGCCGCGGCAUUCUGCACCCGCUGGAGUUUCUGGGUCAGUCUCAAGGGCAGCCCCACGUAGACCCAUGGUGGAUCAUCAGAGGUGCUGAUGGAAGUCCAAAAAAAUUGUGGUAUCUAUGAUAAUUAAUAUGUUCAAAAAUUAAUAUAAAAAUAUUUUAAAAAAUAAAAAUAAAGCAUUAGCUUGGAGCCCUGACCAACUGGGCCAACAUGCCUUAUUCUUCUCACAGAAUCUUUGAACACAUAUGCAACAGCAUUUUUUCCCUUUCUUUAGGGGAACCCGGGACAUGGCAAAUCACUCCAAGCGACCUCCUUGAGAUGGACACGCUGAGCGGAGCGGCCUUCGCAAAGCACGCUGGGAAGGCCACCGUCUUCCACGAUAUCCCAGGGAUAGUGAAAACUUACCGAGAGGUAAGGACCAGAAAAACAAGGCAGCGCCAGCAUGCAGGCAUCACGGAAGGCGUUUCUAGCCAGGAGAGUAAGCGUGGGAAGGGGAAAUGGAGUCAUUUCAGGGAAUAAAAGACCUUCUCGGAGCACGGACUUAAAAACUGAGAAACCAUUGAUUUGCCACUCGAGUUGAUUGACAACAUGCAGUGCCCAACUGCUGCUUUUUAAAAAUCAAAGUUAGGCCCAAGCCACCCCAUCCUGCUUGGGCAGUGAAUUCUCGCUAGCAAACAGCCGCUUCCUAAACCCUUCUGCAGUCACCAUUUUGCUCUUUCCAGGUUGUCAUCAGCGGCUCCUCCAGACUCAGCCUUCACCUCGGUCCCAAACAGUACCUGACCAACACUCCAAACUCCUCCGAGUUCCGGGUUUUCAUCAGCACAAGCGGCACUAAAACAACCCUCCGAGGUAGGGUGGAAGGCGCAGCCGCUUCGCCCCCACCCAGUGUUAAUGGGGCGCACGCUGGGAAGGGCAAAUGCCCAGUCUAAGUAGAAAAAUAAAUCUGUCCACCCUGGCUGGAUUAGAGGUGGCGUUGUGAGGAGAAGCCGCGUGUCCCCUCAGCCACCACUCAUUCUCGCUUUUGAAAGUGCCGGUUUCUUCCCUCUUUAAGGGGUGGUUUGCUGGGUGCCCAGAGGAAUGUCCUGUUACAGGAUAAGCAAAUUCCUCCGACAGCGGAGGGGGAACACGACCAUCGCGGCCAGCAGAGGUUGGCACCAUUAACCUCCAUGGCGUUGUCUCAUCCUGUGUUGAAGCUGUCCAGCCGUUUCUCCUUGUGGAAGCAACUCCCAUAGUUUUAACUGCGCGCUGUGUGGAAAGGAUCUUGCUUUUGUCUUUCCUGAUCUUCCAGCAUUCAGCUUCAUUGGAUGGCCCCCGAAUUCUAGUAUGAUGAGGGAGAAAAGCUUUUCUAGCUAGUUACAAUUUUGUACGCCUCUUCCUCUCUUGGGGGUCCCCCUCCCGCGUCAGAAAGUAGCAAAGGCAUGGCUUGUCCUCCUUUUCCAGUACUGCUUAGGCAAUAAAAGGAAGAACAGAUCUCCCCUUUCCAAUUUUUAGGUUUUUGCUUCCUUCAGUUGGGCUCAUCCUCAUCAAGUCUGGUUUCAUGCCAAAUUCUGCAUGGUUCUGGCUUCUAUUUCCUGACCACCAGCAGCCUGAGGACAAUUUACAGGGCAUCAUGCCCCUUUAUUCCAUCAUCACACCCUUGUCUCCUUUUACCCCUUCAGGUCCUUGCAGUUCCGCCCAGCUUCGUGCCAUCACAGACCUGCUUUCCCCAGAAUCUCACCUGACCUGUCAGGUGGAGUUCAGCAUGAUUUUCCCGGACAUCCCAGCGCAGAGGAUCUUUCAUGCCCAGUCUGCGUUCUACACUGAUAAAGGUAGCGGAGGAGGCGUCAGAGGCAUGGCAUAUCCUCUGGCAGUAAGCCGGCCAACGUUUUUAUCUCGCCAUUUAAAACCUUUUCAGCUUUAACAGCCUUGCACACAUCCAUCCCUGUCCCAUAAGCUCUAACAGUGAGGUGAGGAAGCUGCGGCCCUCGAGAUGCUCCAUCACCCCCAGCAGGCAUGGCCAGUGAUCAGGGGUUAUGAUGAUGGCAGCUGGAGUCCUGCAGCAUCUAGUGGACCAAAGAUUUCCUAGGUGAAGGGACCCCUGACCAUUAGGUCCAGUCGUGGCCGACUCUGGGGUUGCGGCGCUCAUCUCGCUUUAUUGGCCGAGGGAGCCGGCGUACAGCUUCCGGCUCCUGUGGUCAGCAUGACUAAGCCACUUCUGGAGAACCAGAGCAGCACACGGAAACGCCGUUUACCUUCCCACCAGAGCGGUACCUAUUUAUCUACUUGCACUUUGACGUGCUUUCAAACUGCUAGGUUGGCAGGAGCAGGAGUAGUAGACUAGUGGGGGUGGGGACCUGUAGUGCUCCAAAUGUUGCUGAACUACGACUCCCAUCACCCCUGGCCACUGAGCCAAUCUUGCAGGGGCUGAUGGGAAUCGUAGUUCAGACCAAGGUUCCCCAUGCCUGGGGUAGACAAUGCGGAGCGAGGUGGACCAGCAUCCUGAGUCAAUACAGGGCAGCUCCCUAUCUGGUUUCCCUCUUCCCAAACUCAAGGUCUCUACGCCUGCAUCAUCACCGUGAAAGACCAGCCGGAAGCCGACCUGCUGGCGCUGAGCACCGCUGGGGGCUCGGUGCACGUGACGGCCUCCCUCCUCAGCGAUCAGAGCCCAGAGGGGACACAGAGGCUCUCGGUGCCCUUUCUGCCUGCCUUUUACAUGAACCAGUCCGAAGUGGUCUUCAGCAGCACAGAGCUGAGCAGGGAAAUCGUGGUGCUGGGGGCAAGGCGAGUGACUGAAGAAACAGAGGCAAGUCAAAGGCUCAGGAUGCGGCAGCCACAUAAAAGCCCUGCUCCAGAUGAUGGCAGCACUGGCUUCUGAGAUCUCUAGGACGUGCUGAAGAGGCUCUCCCAUAGACUGCAGCCAUCUGCUGGGUGUACAAGGGAUGCUUAUAGCAUUGGUCCACAUUAUAACCAGCCUUUGAAUACGGGGUUCAUUUCGGGAUGAUAAGGUCUACACGUAUGGUUAUGAAGAGCAAGGAGUUACAUGCAUCAUUUCAAUCAUCUCAGGCCCUACGAGCCAGCAGGAAACUGCCCAGUUAACCCUGACCCAUUACAGGGCCUUAUUACUGGUGGCUCUCCCUGGUGAGGCAUGUCAAUCUACCUCACUUUUUAAGGUUCAGGAGGAAGUUAAAAACACUCCUGUUUACCUAGGCACCUGGUGGAUGAAAUAUACUGUUCCCGGCAACCUUGAAAUCAAUAGUUGGGAGUUUAUGUGACCCUUUCAAAACAUUUCUAGAUGUUCUUAAUUCUGUUUAAAGGGUGUUUUAUAUUUAAUUCUGUUUGCCACCAUGCGCUCCUUGGGGAGGAAGUGGCAGAAGAGAAAUUGGGAAGAUGGAUUCAACUUGUAGCAGUGAUAUAUGGGCUGGUAUCCAGCUAAGUUCUACCCGGAGCAAGCAUAUUUAAAUGAAUGGGCUUAAGUUAGUCACACUGAUGAGUUUCUAUGGCUGUGAAUAGGACUGACACUGGAUACAAGCCAUUGGUUUGGGAGCAUGUACACCUUAUUUGAAACAACAGGAGGCUGGUCAUUUCUGAACUAUUAAGGAAACAAACCUGUUGCUCAAUUGUGUAGAGCUUGCAAUUAAAGACUUAAGGCUCAGGGCACCUUAGAGACAAGCAGAUCCAUCCCAGCUUUGAUUUUUAUCAGUAGACAAGCAGUAUUAUAAUAACCUCCUCCAUUGAGGGAGAAUGCAAGAUAUGCAGAGACACCUUGCCAAGUGAGAACAAGGGUCCUUGCGGCUGCUUAAGGCAGAUCUAGUCCACAAAAGCUAAUCCUGCAUAGAUCCCGGUCUGUCUCUUAAGGUGCCACAAGCCACUGUUGUUGCUGCGACAGAGCAACAGACCCCUUUGGAUUGCAGCUGUUAUUUUCCUAACGACUCAACUUUCCCUCCGUCCUUCCUGCCAAGGCCCAGCCCAGUUCUCCAGUGAUCCAAGUGGGACGCCCCUUCCAUCUGGUGGACAUGCCCGGGCUUGUCGUCUUCCCAGUCAGCGUGGUCAACCUCACAUCCCUCCAGCAGAUGGCAGCACCCGUCUUCGUCAACCUCUCCUGCACCCUUACAGGCCAGAGGGCUGCCGUGUUAAUGCGGGCACUGCCAGACAGGCAUCUGUUUGGUAAGGACCAUAGCAGUCAAGCCAUGAACGGAGGCCUGUGCCUUCAUCCGGAUGGUCACAGGGGGUAAUAUCCUGCACCAGCCCAGAGCAGACAGGUCUUGUCUCUCCUCCUAGAUCAGUGUGCUGAAGCAGGCCUUGUCAAGCAGCUUGUGGGCUCCUACCAGGUCCUCCUCUUCACCAUCUUCGCUGUUUUAGCAUCCACCAUGGUCAUCUUUCUCAGUAAGUGGAUUUGCAAAGGCAGGCACAAUAUACCCUGGAGGAACCAGGCCUUUCUGAAAGAGCAAGUGGGGAACCAGCAAGCCCACAUGGUGCCCAACCCUUCUCUCCCCCCCCCCCCACUUGCAGAAAUACUGGCCUGCCUCACAGCUUGAUGGGAAGGAUUACAUAGAUACACAAGGGAAAGCAAAGACAUGCUAAGGUGGUUGUGGGCUCUUCUUUGGAGGUUUUUAAGCAGAGGCUGGAUGGCCAUCGUUCACAGAUACUUUAGUUGAGUUUCCUGCAUGGGGUUGGACUGGAUGACCCUUGGAGUGCCUUGCAACACUAUUAUUGGACUCUGUGCUAGUGACCACCUUUGUAUGCAUUUCUUCACUUGAACUCCCAUGCUUCAAGUGGAAUAGCCCACAAACCAUAAGCGGAGUCAGCUAAAUUAUGUGAAGGGUGUUGCUGCCAGUGGUUCAGAAAAGGGCAUGGGUGGAACUAACCUUGAUGUGAUGCUUCGACCCCCACAGCCUACAAUGCCUUCCUGAGCAGAGUACAGGCAGUCCCCGUAGUGUACGUUCCCACAUCAGGCAUGGUACAGACAGGUGAGUUGAAAGGAGGUUUCCCCCAAUACUUCCUGCAUUCAUAUCAAAUGUUGCUUAUUCGAAAGUAUGUUUAGGGUGUGGUGGGGUGACCUUUGGAAUUAUCUUCGGGUGGUUAGGUCACCAGAAUGUGGACUCUGGACAAAACAUUUCCAGAGCCCGCCCUUGCAUUGCCUGGCUUAUCAGACCUCUGAUUUGUCAUCUUUGGGUUUCUUAGUCCCGCUGUGCAGCCACCCAGAGGGUUCACUUGCAGCAAUCAACAUGGCAUUUCACAACAUGGUAUUCAAACAGCCACACACAGCAGCUGGGUAGUCUUUCAACUGGCAAACCAUUUCUGAGCAUCUCUAUAGGUAGCUUCAAACAGCUCUUUCUCUUCCCACCCACCCCAUUUUAUUUCCAGGGUACCUCUCCUCUCCACCCAGCAUGCAAAAUCACUAUUCCAGUGUCAGGAACAGGACUCAGGCCUGGCUUUGGAGCGUUCGAAGAUGACCAUCGCUGGACGCAGAGGCACCUAUAAGCCAUGUGUUAAAAAGUAAACUGGUGGAAACUUGUGGCAGCUGUCUUCAUUAAAUAGGAAGGGCAGACAUAGUUGGAAGAACUUGGAAAAUAACAUGGCAAUCUGUUCUAAAGACCCUUUGGCCUUUUUACUUGGGACAGAAGCCCCUUUCAGGCAGCGGAAUGCACAGAAGUUGCUUUGUUGCAUAUCUGCUAUGUGCUGCUCAUUUCCGCAUUUUACAACAAGGUAAAGCUAUU